Messenger RNA from Podarcis lilfordi (Lilford's wall lizard), 62264 nucleotides. NCBI's taxonomy places the organism in Eukaryota, Metazoa, Chordata, Lepidosauria, Squamata, Lacertidae. The record is from the annotation of a GenBank genome assembly.
CUCCCUCUCUCACCCCCCCCUAAAAGGCACCACGUUCCCGUCUUUCCCGAGGCCCUCGCGCGAGAGAAGCUCCAUCCCGCGCGCCUUUCUGAGGCGGGCCGAGCGAGCGAAAAGGCCGCGCCUGAGGGGGUAACUUGGGCGCUGAGGGUCGCCAGGGCGCUGAGGCGGCCAGUAAGCUAGCCUAGCGGGCGAACCCCGCAGCUGCCCCACGAGCGAGCGAGCGAGCCGGCCGGCCGGCCACCCUCCCCCUCCUCCCUCAAGCGCGCCGGUCCCCCGCCAUGUCACAUGCUGUUUAUUGUUGCCGGCUAGAUGGGCUUUAACCCUUUCCUGCGUGGGCUCCCCCGCUCCUGCCGCCAAGCUGGGCUCCAGCGGCGGGGCGAGCGAGGCAUGAGGCGCCAGGUGGGCCCAGGCAGCGGAGGGAGGAGGGCGGCCCCGUCCUCCGCCCGGCGCCCUUGACCAUGGACGCCGCCGCCGCCUCCUCCGUGGCCGCCUUCAGCAGGUAGAGCAGGACAAAAGCCCCGCCGGCAUCCCCCGGCCUCCGGACCCGCCUGAGAGGCCAAGGUGGACCCGGCGCCGGCCCCCCGCCCGCCUUUGUUCCCCGGCGAGGCCUUCUCCCUCGCCGGCCCCGGGCGCCCUGAGCGCACAGCCGUGUUGCGCGCCGCCUUUGCCGCCGCCCUGAGCGCGCUGCCCGGCGGCGGGCCGGCUUUUAUGCUCACGCCGGCUGCCGCGGGUGGGAGGAGCCGGGCAGGUUGUCCCCGGCGCUGCUGCUGCUGCUGCUGCUGCCGUUGCCCGGCCUCCUCCUCCUCCUCCUCCUCCUUCCCCAUCAUCAUCUCCACCUCCUCCUCCCCGCCCGGCUGAGAGGGGUCGGGGGAGGGGGCAGCAUGGCCUGGCCGUCCGGCCCCUUUUCCAACGCUCAGCUGCCCCGGGAGUGUGGCGCUGCGCCUCGCAGGGAGAAGAGGUCCGAAUGGAGACAGAAGCCAGCCAGCCCGGCCUCGCCUCCCCGGACUCCCCCCACGACCCCUGGUACUCGGCCCGGCCCACCCUCGCCUCCGACGCUGCCUCCUCCUCCUGCUCCGACGCCGACGCUCUCGGCCGGCCGGCAGCCUCCCCGCCAUGCCCGAUUGCUGGCGGCGGCGGCGGCGGCCGGGGCAGGCUCUCUCCUCUGCCUGGCUGCGGGGAGCCGCCAACAUGGCCGAUUCCCCCGCGCGCUCGCCUCCUCCAUCCACGCCUCCGCCGAGCCGGGCAGCCCACUCGCGCCCGCCGCAUCCCCGGGGCGCCCUGGCGCCGCUGCCGCCGCCCCGAUCCGCCAUCCCGAGCGCUCUGGAGGCGGCGCACACACGCCCCCCCCUUUCUCCCCAACGCCACGCUCGCCGCCCGCCAUGGACGGAGGAGUUCCGGGGGUCCCCCAGGCUGCCUCCCGUCCUCUCCCCCUGCGCCCGCGCCGCCCUUGAUCGGGGGGCUUUCCCUCCUCUCCGAAGACGAAACGCUUAACUUUUAUGGCCGUCUUGUUGCUCUCGCGUGCUGAUUUAAAACCCCGUGUCUCUCUCUCUCUUUUUGUGUUUUCUUCCCUCUCUCGUUAGCAAAAUGUUCAUCGGGGGAUUGAGCUGGCAAACCACGCAAGGUGAGAGCAAGGCGGCGGUAGCGGCCCGGCAUGGGGAGUAUUGGGGCGGAUGGGGGGGGGUAGGGAGAGAGUUACUGGGCCGGAGGCCGGGGGUCUUCUGGGUUCGGUUCUGGCCGAGCCGCACCUGCAACCCAAACUUUCCCAACUCCUCUGACGCCUUUUCUCCUGCCCCUCCCCAAAUCUUCUCUGCGAUGUACAGAACUUAGAUGCGCCUUUUCAUGGCGGGGGUGGGGGGAGCGGGCUUCUCCCAUGUGGGUCUUUGUGAAUAGCUUUGGGUAAGGGGCGCUGUUCGGACUCGUUUGCAAGGGUUCCCCCCCCCACUCCCUCUCUCCCUCUCUGUUGGGGGGGGGGGAGCUUCCCCUCGAGCAUGCCCCUCUUCCUCUUCUCUCUCCACCUCCAAGUGUUGUAGGAUCUACCCCACUCUUUGCCAGCAGAGGUCGAAUAGCCCCCUCCCUCUUUUCUGUAAGCUGUGGGGAGGAAAGAGGCAUCACCCGGGGACACCCCCCCCCACAGUGCCGCCACCUGCCUAGGGGACCCAUUUGUGUCCUUCUCUUGUGCUUUGCAGAAGGCUUGCGGGAGUAUUUUAGCCAGUUUGGCGAGGUGAAAGAGUGCCUGGUCAUGAGGGACCCGCUGACAAAGCGAUCCAGGUGAGAUGCCCCCCCUCGCUCCCCCCCCACCCGCGAUCCCUCCAGUACCAGAUCCAUUCUUUCUAACCAACUUCCUUUCGGUCUCUUUCUCUCUCCUUUCCACCUCCUCUCCCUGGUCCAGAGGAUUCGGGUUUGUCACUUUCAUGGACCAAGCUGGUGUAGACAAGGUACUGGCCCAAUCUAGACACGAACUGGACUCCAAGACGGUGAGUCUCCUUCUCCCAUCUCCAGAGGGCUGUGUGUGUGUGUGUGUGUGUGUGUGUGUGUGCAAUAGCCAGCGACCUAUCAACUAUUGACUAGAGCUAUAUUGAUCCUGUCUGGCUAUUGGGUUUUGAAACAGGCAUUGAAACCAAUGACUUCUCUAGUCUGCGCAAGGACCUGAUGUGUUUCUUGGCUUAGGGGUUGUGUUUUUCAAAACUUUUUAACUCAACAAAGUUCUCUUUGCAGAACAGUUCUAGGGAGGUAAUGAAUUGAAAAGUAUUGUACUGGGGCAGGCUGAAUGCCUGUGUGAUGCUGGUUGGAUAUUUUGGAGGAAAGUCUAGUGCUUCAGUGGUGGGGUGAGGGCAGACCCUAAGCCUUUUGUCUGGCUUGGCCCAUGGGGUGCUGCUGGAGCUUUUGCUGAACCUAAGAUAUACUGAAGGAUGCUUGAUUUCUCCCUGAAGAUUAGGCCUAUUAUUUUGGAUCUUCAUUAGGCAUCAGAAAGUGACUGGGUUUUUUUGUUUUUGUUUUUUUGGGAGGGGGUAUUUUAUUUUGAUUUUGGAUUUUCCACCUUGGCCUAACCCUUUCAAGCUGGAUCUUCUUCCCCCAAUAUCUGGGACCUGAGUGGUUGACUGGCAGAUCCCCUUCUCGCUUGCAAAAUAAAAAUAAAAUUAAGCUCUUUUGGUCCAAGGUUGUGUGGAAUGCCAGCUAUGAUGUCUCAGGGCUCCCUCCCCAUUAAUUCUGGGUAUUGGAAGAAGAUGUCAGUGUCUCUGUUAAAGAGGGAGAGUCACUCUGCAUAUGGUCAGAGACACAGUUUUCAAACAUUCCAUGGAUGUGGCCCUGGGGCUCAUGUUCUGGGUCUCAAAUGGAGACAUGGCUUUACAACACAAUGUUCUUUGCAGUAGUGAAGGCUUUUUUAUUACAAGAAACCAGUAAUUUUCCAAAAUAACAUAUGCAGCAAUAAAUACAUCUAAACAGCAUAGCUAUAUAUAGCGAUGCAUGAUAAUUUCAAAUCCCAGGUGCAGGUGAGGAGAAGGAUUUCUAGAGUAUAUCUCUCUUUUGCGUUUCUCUAACAUUUAGGUCACCUUGGGGACUAUUUUUAAAAGUAGCAUCUCCUAACUCCUGUUACAAAUCAGAAUGAACCUUUCAUGUGCAUCUGUGUCUGUCUGGGCUGGGACUUGUCUCUCACCAUCUUUCUGAUUUAAUGUAAGAAAUAAAGUCAUUCCAAAGUUGUUGAGAAUUAGUCUGUUGCCUUCGUGUUUCUGAGCAGCUUAAGGAGGCAUGUUAGUUUCUCCGUGAUUGCCAAGUCCCAAAGUUCAGUGGUGAACUUUGAUAAGUAUUUGUUUUAAAGUGGGGGUCUUUUUGAUGACCAACAGGUGUUUUGGGGACUUCUCUCUCUCUCUCUGUUGUGAAAUUGGGGAUCUUGUACACUUAAUUUACCUAACUGUUUAAAAGUUAUCUCUUUUGUGUCCCUUUGCCGUUGUGGUUGGGAGAGGUACCACCAGAAAACUGAGGCGGGAAGAGUAUGUUUGGGGAAUCUGCAACCUUUCACCUGGGAGUCACCCUACCCCCUUGGCAAAUGCCCCUCCUCCUAGGAACUACAUAAAUGACUUUCUGACAUAUUUCACCAAUCACCACCCUCCCCUCAAGCCUAUUUGCAUGUUCAGCAAGCAAGAAGACUUGCCCUGGGGUGUGUGCAGAGGAAAGUAGCAGGUCUGGAAGCAAAGAACUAGGAAGCAAGGCGGGGAGGGGGGUGGGCUAUAGAAGUGAUCAACAGCCAGCGCAGCUGUUCCAUUCCUAUUCCCAACAUAUGGUGGCUCUUUGGUUGUCUAAUAACAGAGAGCUGAGUCCGGAUCCAACUAGUGUUUUAGUCCAAGUAGAUUUGGGGCCCUGAGGUGGACAAUCCAGAUGAGAAUACCCAAAUCAAAUCCCCUCCCGACUUUCCAAAUUUGGAUUUUCAGAUUGGGUUUUCUACCUCUAGGCCUUAAAAUGACUGGACCCCAAAUAGUUGGACCCCCCCCAAUUUUGGGGGCCUAAAUAGGGACUUAAAAUGCUUGCUCAGCUAAAGGUCUUUGUUCAAGUUGGUUAAUAAUAAUAAUAAUAAUAAUAAUAAUAAUAAUUUUAUUGCUAUUUAUAUCCUACCCAUCUGGCUGGUUUCCCCAGCCACUCUGGGCAGCUUCUAGCACAUAUAAAAACAUAAUAAAAUGGCAAGCAUUGAAAACUUCCUGAUACGGGGCUGCCUUCAGAUUACUUCUAAAAGUUGCGUAGUUCUUUAUCUUUGAUUUGAACCGUUGUCACCCAGAACUGGGUUGAGCGCUCUUUUGAACAGUUUGUGAGACCUGUAGUGCAUCUUAGUAUAGCAUCAUAGAAAUGUAGAGUUGAAAGGGGAACCAUAGCAUCAUCUAGUCCAAACCUCUGCAUUGCAUGUGUCUUUUGCUCAAUGUCGGGCUUGAACCCACAACUGUUAGUUUUUCACUCUUAGUUUUUCAGGGCGGGGGGUGGUGGUGUUUGUGAAUGUGGAUACACAUUUUGGUGAUGGAUUGCAGUGGCUGGGAGUCUUUUCUUGAGGAUACUUUUAAGUCAUUUUUCCUGUGGUUGAAAUCUGAGAUAUGGGGCUCAAGGUUAGAACUCUGCCUAGAGGAAACAAUGUCCCGCCGCCCCUUGCGGGUCAUGACUUUUAAAGGAACAAUUCUGCUCAAAACCCACAGAAAUAAAGGGGAACCUAUGCAGUCCCCCUUCAUUUUGGGGCGAGGGGCUUACGAAAGAGAACUUUGCCAGCGGCUAAUGUCACAGUGCGUGCCGUUUUAAUCCAAUUUCUGGUAGAGUUCAGUAUCCAAGGUGAACAGAAGGCAUUCCAAAGGGAGACCUUUCCUUGAGGCUGCCUGGGGGAGUUGCAGGAAAGUUGAUCACUGCCCUCCUUUCUUCAGGGGAUCGUUCCCUUUCCCGUGUCCAGGAAUCUCCUCUCUCUGCUGAAUGCAUGUGCCCUGUGUUCCUUAAAAGUGUAAUGAAAGUUUAUCCUGAAAGUUAGGCACAAGUUUUCAUUAUUUUUUCUUUAUUUUUAACCCGUUAAAAAGACUUGAUACAAUGAAGCAGGCCACGCAAGUUGUGCUGUGCUAAAUGGGUUAGUCUUUCAAAAGUCUCUGUUAGUUUGGGAAGAGGAUAUGAUGGUCUACUACUUGGAAGUAAUCCUCACCUAAAUCACUGAGGUUGUUGUAGGAUUGGGUUGUAAUAAAGCUAGUCCUAUUGGGGUAUGUAUGCAGAGUAGGGUUUUUCGGGGGGGGGGGCCAGGCCAUCUCCUCUCUCUCUAAACCAGUCUCCAACUGGGUGCCCUCCAGCUGUUUGGAACUACAACUCCCAUCAGCCCCAGCUGACUGGCUGGGGCUGAUGGGAUUUGUAGUCCAAAACAGCUGGAGGACACUCAGUUAAGGAAAAGCCUGCCUCUGAACUUUGCUAUGGUGCCUAAUCAGCUAAGCCCAUCCUGGAUCUCUGUGGGAGCAGCAAGGUCACCCCACCCCUGAAAGAAAGGAGUGAGUGAUGAAUGAAUAUCCAUGGCGGCUGGCCUAAUCCUUGGGAACAGUUUCCUGGGGAUACAAAGUGAGAUGAAAGCCGUGGUCGCUGAUCCCUAUUCUUUUCUCUGCCUCCUCCGAACAGUGUGCUCUGUCUCUCUCUCUCCCUCUUGUCUCUUACAACCUUGCUGUGGGGCCUCCCCUUCGAGGUGGAGCGGUUGGGGGGAGGGGUUAAGUGAGCCGAGGGAGAGAACAGAAGGGGUCUCAUGCUGUACGGAUUGGUGGGGUGGUGGGGGGUUGUUGGCCGGCUAUUGAAAUCUCCUGAUGCGUCUGCUUUGCUGGGUUGAAGGGGAGGAGGGCGGGAAUUGUGGGGAGCAAUUUCAGUAGAGGAUAGCCCUCUUUUUUAAAAAAUACCCUCUUUUGUUUGGAGCUCAAACCCUUCUGAGCUAUCUAUCCUCUUUCUCUGCCCUUCCACCCCACCUGGGUCAGCCAGUGUUUCAGGUCCUGAGAUGGAAAAUCUAAAUGGCAUUACACACACACACACACACACACACACACAAACACACAUAUUUAACAUCUUCUGGGACAUUCUCCUUCUCACACCCCAUUGGAAUGAAUGGGAGUUGCAGGAGAGCACAGACUCCCGCCCCCAUAAAAUCUUUCCUAACGAGGCAUGUGCAGAAUAACUUCACAGUAUUUAUUUAUUUAGUUAUUUCAUUUAUAUCCCACCUUUUUCUCCAAAGAGCUAAGGUGUUGUACAUGGCUCUUUCCCCUCAUUUAAUUCCCACAGCAACCCUGUGAGGUAGGAUGGGCUGAGAGAAUGUGAUUGCCCCAAGGUCACCCAGCGAGCUUCAUAGCUGAGUGGGGAUUUAAACCCUUGUCUCCCAUGUCCUAGUCCAGUACUCUUAACUGCUACACCACAUGGGCUCUCCCAUACUUUAAUGGUGCCCUGAAACUGCCACCUUGCCUUGUUUUAUUGCAAGUACAGCUCUGCUCCUUCCUUCCUCUUUUUUUUAAAAAAAACAAACAAACACUUUUUCAGAUAUUAGACGAACAUAAGAGCAAUCAAACUCUCUCCUCCUUUUUUAAGUAAAAAAAGUCUGUUUGGAAACAUUGUUCAAAACAUGUGCACAGUCUUAGGCUGGUGCAAGUUUCCAAUACUAUUUAUUUGUUAAGUGUAUACAGUGGUACCUCAGGUUACAGAUGCUUCAGGUUACAGACACUUCAGGUUACAGACUCCACUAACCCAGAAAUAGUACCUCGGGUUAAGAACUUUGCUUCAGGAUGAGAAUAGAAAUCAUGCUCCGGCAGUGCGGCGGCUGCAGGAGGCCCCAUUAGCUAAAGUGGUACUUCAGGUUAAGAACAGUUUCAGGUUAAGAACGGACCUCCAGAACGAAUUAAGUUCUUAACCCGAGGUACCACUGUAUUGUGUUAUCUAACCCAUCCUAAUCCUGGAAUUUAGGAAUCAUUGGAGUAGGGAUGUAGCUCAGCAGUGGAGCAUUUGUUUUGCACACAGAAGGUCCCAGAUUCAACCCUCAACACCUCCAGGUAGAGCUGGGAGAGAACCCUGCCUGAAGCCCCGGAGAGCCCCUGCCAGCCAGUGUAGACAGAACUGAGGUACAUGGACCCCAAAUGGUCUGACUUGGUAUAAGGCCACUUCCUGUAUUCCUAAAACAUCCCAAGGGCAUCAGGUUGGCAAAGGCUGGUCUUCUGUGACUAGAUAGUGGCUUUCUAGGGACUCAGCCAAAGCUAUUUCCAUUUACCCCCUAUCUGAUCCAUUUUAAACUGGAAGUGCCCUGGGGUUAAAGCUGAGACCUCCAGGAUGCAAAGCCCGGGUUUUUCUACCAAGUUCUGAACCCUCUUUGGGAAACCCUGGUCCAGACCUAAACGUCUGAGUUCAUUGACCGCUUUCAUGAGCUUAUUAAGCUGUCCUUGCCCCAGUGUGAGAAACUCAGAUAUAGAAGCUAAUUGGCAAAUGGCAUCUUAAACCUAGGUUGUGGUAGCCACAGUGGAAUGUCUAGUCACCUUUUUUGCAGCGGCAUUUAUUAUUAUUAUUAUUAUUUAUUUCAUUUCUGUAAUGCUUUGUAUUUUAAAGUAAAUUUUUUUACAGCCGUUUACGACACAUUAAAACAUCAAAUGAAACAAACUCAUGCUUCAAGGAAAAUAUUUCAGAUCCUUCUCUAAGUGACAUUUGGCUUUCCCCAUAUUUAUUUACCUACUUAAUUUAUAUAGCUGCCCCAUAGCAGAAGUACUCUAGGGAGCUAGUGUGGUGUAGUCAUGAAGCUCACAGCGUGAUCUUGGUCCAGUCAUAACAUCUUAACCUACCUCACAGGGCCAUUGUUUAAUUGAGGGGGGGUGAACCUUGUAGUCCUUGGAGAAAAAGGUGGGAUAUAAAGGCAAUAAAUAAGCUAUUCUGAUUACCUAUGAAAGCUGGAGGGGUCAACCAGCUGGAGAUGUCAGUUACCAACCUGGCACCCAGAGAUUGCCAUGUUAUCACAGUUGGGACCUGUGCUAGUCGCAAAAUGCACCUGGCGCUUGGCUAGUUUCGAACACUGCUUAUCCCCCAACCCAUAUUAUUAGAAAUGGAAGUGAAAUAACGUCAAUAAAUAGCAAUACAGGUUUUUUUUUAGCAGCAUGGUCUGACAGUAGUGUUGUAUUGUGUAAUCAUCUUAUUAAUCACAGAGGUUUCUCGUUGGCAAGGGAGUGCACUCUGUACAUGCACAUGCCGUUGAUUUCUGAGGCUCAUAGUUACUGAUUAAUUUUUUUGCACUAUACUCUGUGAACUUUUUUCACCACUAGACCCUUGCUGACCCCCUUUUGACCCCCGGGUCUUUAAUCAUCCACUGCACAGUCCCAUUGACCACUUUGGAGACCCUAGUCUGGGAGGUGUCUCCUGAGGUCCACAUAUGCUUCCCAUGUGACUUGAUUACUCUCCAGUUGACUGGCUGGCAGCUUCCCAUGUACAAAUGGGAUCCUGUUGAAAGGCAGAAUUGAACUCAAGUAGGCGAAGUAGGCGUUCCUCUCUGGUGAUGAAUCUGUUCCGGCUCAUAAGAACGUAAGAAGAGGCUGCUGGAUCAGGCCAGUGGCCCAUCUGGUCCAGCAUCCUGUUCUCCCAGUGGCCAACCAGGUGCCUAACGGAAACCUGCAAGCAGGAUUCAAGCACAAGAGUCGUCUCCCCUCCAUUGGUUUCCAGCAACGGGUACUUGGAAGCAUUGCUGCCUCUGACUGUGAAGGCAGAUUAGAGCCAUCAUGGCUAGUAGCCGUUGAUAGCUUUAUCCAUUUGUCCAAUCCUCUUAUAAAGCCAUCUAGGUUGGUGGCCACCACUGCCUCCUGUGGGAGGGAGUUCCAUAGUUCCACUAUGCAUGAGGAAGUCCUUUGGUUUUUUUCCCCUUAUCCUGAGUCUUCCAACAUCCAGCUUCAUUGGUCGUCCAUAGUUCUAAGGUUAUGAGAGAGGGAGAAAAACCUUUUCUUUGUGCCAUGUAUCUUAUUAUAAACUUAAAUCAUGUCACCUCUUUGUCUCUCUUUCUCUAAACUAAAAAGUCCCAAACCCUGCAACCUUUCCUCAAUGGUGUGUGUUUGUGUGUGUGUGUCACUCUAUCCCCUUGAUCGUUUUUUGUUGUCCCUUUCUGAACUUUGUCCAACUCUAUAAUCUCAUUUUGGAGUUGAGGGAGCCGCAACUGUACACAGCAAUCCAAAUGCGGUUUCACCAUUCAGCAAGCCCAUUCAGUUUUCAGUGUGGCUGUGAAGUGAUGAAUGAGCCUGUGUGAACCAGCCCUGAUGGCUGAUGGCCUCUGCAUUUCCCCCUGCUCCCUAGGAGCCUGGAGUGAUUUUGAGGUGGAAGAAACUUAAGUGCAGUGUUUCCUCAAUGGCCUUUAUUUGUAAGCAACGUAGAAACACGCUGAGGUCUGUUUACGCGAAUGCUAAGUCUUAAUAGGUACCUUUGCUAGGCUGGAAGAUAACCAUUGCUGAGGGGGCAGGAGGAAAGUGGGGCAUUUUGGAUUCAGGGUGAAGCAAUUUGCAGCAUAGCUGGCACCGCAGGUCUUGCCGACGUGUCUUCUGUGGCUCCGCUUGGCUACGGUAUCGCUUUGGCAAUAGAUAACCUCAGAGGAUGAUUCCAGCAAGUUAAAUGUGGUUACACGGGCUUUAACGGUAAUUACACAGUGUUUGGAGCAGUAGUAGGAUUGCGAGGAAGCGGAUUGUGCCCUUGGCUCCCGCCUGUAAGGUCACUAGUCCUCAUGAUUAGAAGUGAGAGCAAAGGGUAUUGGUUCAAUAAAGUGCCUUUUUAAAAACCGUGCAAACAUAUAGGGUUCUGGGGGUAUUGAGAGUGCUUCACUCAGUUGCCCUUACAAUAGCCUUGUCAGGUUGGAGAGUCUUAUCCCCCACCCCGAGGGAAAAGCCAGACCAAAAAUGCCUACUGUGGGGUGUUUUGCAGGGAGGAUUGGUCAGAGGACGAAGAGUUAUGGACCUCAUCCUGCCCUCCAGUCCUUUCCUGCAAGCAGGAACCCCACCCCCAAAAUAUUAGUAGCUUUAUUUUUAUUAUUACAUUUGUAUCCCAUCUUUUUCUCCAAAGAGGUCAAGGUGGCAUAAACUAUUCUCCCCCAUGUCAUUUGAGUCCCCACAACAACCCUGUGAGGUAGGUUAGGCUGAAAGGCUGUGAUUGGCCCAAGGUCACCCAGUGAGCUUCACAUGGCAUGUGGAUUUGAACCCUGGUCUCCCAGGUCCUAGACCGGCACUCUUAACCACUGCACCAGGCUGAAGGACGCUUGGGUGUGAUGUCAUUCCUCUCUGAUGCCACCUAGUGGUGGAGGCAUGACUCGCACCAGUGGCUUCCUGGCUCACAUCUCCCCUACUUAUGCACAGUUUUGGGUGCCCCGUCAGAUGCAAGGGGAGAGGGCAGAAGUGCCUUCCUCCUGCCCUGUGGGUCUCUGCUGAGUGUCCACCUGGCUGGGUUGAGCUGCUUCAAUGCACUUAUUUCAGGAACUGUGGGCAGCCAGCCUCUGCUUUCAGUUCCCAGCUAAAGCAAUGCACUGGCUGGCCUGUCAUAGGAGGUUUAUGGGGUUGGUUGUAAGGCCGCCUGAGAUAAUGUGUCCAAAAGAACUCCAGGCAUGCUGGAACGCUGCUGCAUACAUAUUAACAGCAAUUAUGAUGAUGAUUAGGGUUGCUCUUAGCUGGGAGGUAAAUAACUUCUCCCUCGGCCCUGGUUUGCAUGGAGGUAUUUUUUGGAGAAAGGAAGGAGAGGGAGGGAAAUUUGGCCAGCCUUGCAAAUAAGUUAUGAAAGUUACUAGCCUGCAAAAAAACAGUAACCAGACAGAGAACUGAAUUUCUGUGCUGGGCUUGUGGAGGAGGGGCUCCACUCCCCCCGUCCUGAACCUCAUUGGUUUCUAUGCUGGCCUGCCCACACAUCUGCACAGGACAUCAUUCACUCACCUGCAUGCAAUUCCUUGUUGCCUGUGGCUACCAACGUGGUGCUUAACCUGAUAUAACCUUUAUGUUUUAAAUCUGGCCUUCACUUUUCAUAAUCUGUUUGCAACUAAAUGCCCAACUUAAAUUUCUAGACUUUGCUGCAAUCGGAUCAGGUGACCCUGAGAAAGAGCUGAGCCAGUAGUAGCCAAUAUGGUUCCCCUCCAGAUGUUGCUGGCUCUAAACCUCCCAUUAUUCCUGACCUUUGGGCAUCCUGACUGGGGCUUGCGGGAGUAACUGUAGUCCAACAAUGUCUGGAAGUGUUGGCUCUCACCGCGGGAUGAAGACUGGGAACUUUCAGAACUGUUUCUGCCAAAGGCUUUAAUGUGAAAAGUCAGGUUCAACAGGUACACCAGGUACAUCAGAGGCAUGGGGCUUCAAAAGGCUAUCUGCACAGCAGCGUUUGAAAUUCACCAGACUCCAGGCACAUUUUGCACCUGGCUCUUGGCCACUUGCAACCAAGUGGAGAUGCCCAGGCGCCAGGAUGUCACCCGAUGUCUCCACCAUCUGGUGGUGCAUGCCUGGGGAUCCUUGGAUCUUGCCUGUUUUCAUAUGACAGCAAUAUAUCCUGUAGAAUUCUAUCCGUUACAUUUUAUCUGCACAAUCAGAAUGAAUUUCAGGAACUAAAAAGUCAUAUUGAAAAGUACGACUUUUGAGCCAUCUGGCCCCAAAAUUGCAGCUAGGCAUUCUGUUUUGGCGACUGUAACCUGGUUUAAGGAGCCAUUUGAUGCCUAGCUUAUACAGUGGUACUUCGGGUUACGUAGGUUCAGGUUACAGACUCGGCUAACCCAGAAAUAGUACCUCGGGUUAAGAACUUUGCUUCAGGAUGAGAACAGAAAUCACGCAGUGGCGGCGUGGCAGUAGCGGGAGGCCCCAUUAGCUAAAGUGGUGCUUCAGGUUAAGAACAGUUUCAGGUUAAGAACGGACCUCCAGAACGGAUUAAGUACUUAACCCGAGGUGCCACUGUAUAUCUGAGUUUCUAAUACUGUAUGCACAGCAAACAUCCCAAGUCCCAGGUCUGGGCAAACAAAUGGGCACUCCUAUGAGCAGGUCGGCUUUGCGAGGCAUCUUCUCACUGGUGCUGACUCCAGCAUAUCCUUGGAGAUGGGAGUGACAUCAGGACUGGCUUUGCAUUGAUCUUUAAGUUGCCUCUCCAGGCGGGAGGGGCUGUUCAAUGACAAGAGGCAGCACCAGGGAUGGCUUCAUUGCAGGUCGUUUUGGGCUUGGGAUACCUAGCGUCUUGGAGGAAGAAGGUUCGGGCCGGCUUGGGCCCAAACUCCCUCUCUCAGCCCACUGGGCUCCUCCUCAGGGUCAGGCACCGACUGAGGUCCCUAUCUAUCCUCCACAAGUUUGCUAGGAGCCUCACAGUGAGUCAUCCAGCUCCAGCUCCCCAGUCUCUCCCCAUUCGUCUUCCGCGUCCGGCUGCCCUCUCCAAGGCAUCUUUUGCAGCGGACUCAUGACAGGAGGGAACUGUGCUGGCAGUCCUUGAGCCAGACAGAUUCAUGGAGGGCAAGUUUUGUGAACAGUUGUUAGCAGUGUCAGCUAAUUAGAAUCCCUGUGUUUAUGAAACAUACUUGUUUCAUAAAAAUUAUAUACUGCUUGAUAGUUUAAAAACAGAAUAUUAUGUGCACCUGUUAACAGUACCAGUUCCGCAGAUUAAAGCCAGUUGACUAGGCAUAUGGGUGUGUGUGUGCAAGGUGAUCUUGCAGCUGUGUGUAAAACCUUUAGCCUCCCAGAUGUUUCUUGGGACUACAUCUUCUAUGGGCCUUUAACAGGAGAUGCACCAACUGGAAACAAAACAGAAGCUUUUGCAGACACAAACAGUGUCAAAUGUGGGAUUGUGUAUAAAUUUUCCCGUGCCGUUGUGUGGUUAAGAGUGUUGGACUAGGAAUUGGAAGAGACCAGGGUUCAAAUUCCCACGCAGCCGUGAAGCUCACAGGGUGUGACCUUGGGGGCCAGUCACCCACUCCCAGCCUGUGCCCACUUCACAGGGUUGUUGUGAGGAUAACUAUGUGCACCACCUUGAGCUCCCUGGAGAAAAAGGUAGGAUGCAAGUGUGGUAAAUAACCUAAUAACUCAUGAGCAGGUGUCCUCAGGAGCGUCCAGUGAAAAGGAUGUCUGGAUAGGCCCAAGGGCGUUUGAAUUUACUUUUUUAUUUUAUUGUGUUUAUGCCCCACUUUUUUCUCCAUGGAGCACAGGCUAGUAUACAUCGUCCCCCCGCUCCUCAUUUAAUCCCCACAACGACCCUGUGGGGUAGGCUAGGCUGAGAGGCAGCGACUACCCCUCUGCAAGGUCACACGUAGUGAACUUCACGCCCUGGUGGGGAUGAAUAUUGUAGCUGAAUAUUGGUGCUUUUAAGUUGAACCCAGGAUCAAAUAAGGUAACCAAUGCAGGUGAUACAUGAGCCCUGUAAGAUAAUAUGAUAAAUGAUCAGGCGCGAAAGAGUUGAGUAACGCUUUGCCAGGCUGAAGCAGGCUGUCUAACCUGACAGCCGUUUCCUGUACAGUUUUUACAAAAAAAAAGCUGUUUGCUUCUCGGGAGCAUCAAACACAACCUUCCUCUUUUCUCUCUUGGGGUUCUUUAUAUUCUUUGCUUCUGUUUUUACGGGUUCUGACUCCAAACGCACCCUGUAUUGUUCCCACUUCUUAAAUAACUUGCUCACUUCUAGUUACACCUUCUCUAGCCCCUUUUUUUAAAAAAAGGAAAAGAAAACCCUUCCAGCCUCAGUUUUCCUCCAACACUUGCUAGCCAGACGGCCUAGCUGCAUAAUUUGAAUAACAGCCGGCCUCACCCAGCUUACAGCAAGCAGGCUCUCUUUUCUGCCUAGUGAAUUGUGCUGGGAAAAGGAAGGCCUGGGUUAACUUUUGUUGAAAUAGGGGAGUAUCUUCUUGGCAGGAGCUGAAUGUCUCUGGCUGGGAACUGAACAAGACAGGGGACAAUUGUUUGUGCUUGGUAUCUUCCAUCAGCCUCCUGCUGUCCCGCGAGGCCUUGGAAACUCACUGUGGGCUUUCGCUAAUGCCACAAUGCAAAGGGAUUGAGUGUGUUUUUGUUUGUUAUGUGUUUUAGAAACUUGUCUCCUACCUAUUCUCCCUCCCUGCCAACCCUCUCUGAACAAGGAUGUGCUUGUGUGAUUAUAAGCGUUCAGGGAUGAUCGGGAGCAGAGGUGGCCCUGGUGAAACACAGAAAUGAUUGAAGAGCAUUGGAGCAUCUUCUGUACAAGGAGAGGUGAUGCAGCAGCCUUUUGCCAACCUGGCACCCUCCAGGUGUUUUGGGCUACAACUUCCAUCACCCUCAGCAGCAUAUGGCUUGUAGGCUGGGGUUGAUGGGAACUGUAAUGCAAAACACUUCGAGGGCAGCAAGUGUGGAGUUCUUUAAUUUAGGGGCAGGAAAAUGAUAAUUUUGGGGUGGGGUAAAGGUGUCUAAACUCAGUGGUGCGGCGAGUGGAAGGCUACUCCGUUUCUCCUCUCACAGUAGUUGGCCACUUGUGAAAACUUAUUGAGGAAAGGGGCACAGAGCAACCUACUUCUUCCCCUCCGCACACAAUUGACUGAUGGGGUCUCCUUGCCAAGCUAUGUGUUUUUGGCGGUACGCCUGGAUGCUGGUUUUAAACAAAGGAUUAGGCAAAUCCGUGGAGGAUAGGCGUAAUUUAACGGCUCCUGGCCACAGUAGCUAAAUGGACCAAUCCCCUGUCAACAGGAGCACUGCAGCUCUGAUGGACCUGAUGAUAGGGAUGAAGAAGCAGGGCAAGGCUGCUUCCCUACCUGUGAGCAUCCAGAGGCAGCUAUUUGCAUACAAAACCUACAAAAUUUAAAAUACGAAGUAGGACGUUAGAGCAAUAUUCAUAGUGGAAAGAAACAUAGGAAGCUGCCUAUUGCAGCUGGUCCAUGUAGCUCAAUAUGACACUGACUAGCAGAGGCUCUCCAGUGUUUCAGAUGGGACUGUUUCCAGCCUCACCUGGAGAUCUCAUCUGAGACCUUCUGCUGGCAAAGCAGAUGCUCUACCGCUAACUUAUGGUUUUGCCCCUGAAAAUAAAGGUUCUAGAAUAAAGCUGCUUCAUUCCAAGUCAGACCACUGGUCCUCUUACUCAUAAUUGUCAAUGUUGACCGGCAGUGAUUCUCCUUGGUUUCAGGCGGGGAUCUUUCCGGGUUGUACCUAGUGAUGCAGUUGGGGAUUGAACCUGGGACCUUCUGCAUGCAAAGCAGGUGCUUGACCACUGAGCCAUGGUGCUUCCCCAAAGACCUACUGAAAUAAAACUAUUUCAGACUGGUGCCUGAAACUUAGCAGGGCUGGUGGCUGCCUGGUUUCUGAUGGGAUUGAGUGCCGUGGAGUUGGGCCCUCUAUGCUGCAGGCACGACUCCUUGAUGGCAUGACGCAUGCUUCUGGAUCAUGGGGGAACCACAAACAGUGCUCCUGCAGGUGUUCUCAGCUUGUGACAACAAUAAGGGUGAGGCAGUCCUUAAGGUGUAUCCUUAAGGCAGAGGUUUUCAAACUUUUGAGUCCACGGCUCCCUUUACCAACUUCAUUCUUUCUGUAGCAUCCAUGUGGGGCUCAGGAGCUCAGUUAUGUCGCCCCUUGCCUGCAGAGCUGGCAGCCUCUCGCCCUUUUUCAAACACCCUCGCUUGUGGAGUGUUCCCUCUUCCUCCUCUCUUCUCGUCUCCCUUCUCCUUGGGAGUCCUCUGGGCAGCCGCUGCUGCUGCCUGUGGUCUCUGAGCUGCCCCACCCCACUCACCCCAAAAAGAGGUGCCUCCUCAAGCUGCCCCACAGGGGCCUGGGACUUGUCUGUCAUUCCCGGCAGCAAGGGCUGGAGGAUUAGCUGGUUGGGAUCCCUCACCCACUUGCUUGCUUACUCUGAGGCUGCCUCAGCUCCUGGCAACAAGCACCACCUGACCAGCCCCAGAGGCACCAUUUGCCUGGGGAGCUUGUAGCCAGGGCUGUUGCACAAACAGCCACACAAGUCUUUGGGAGGCAGAGACACAAGAGGAACAUCAGAGGAGGGAGGGAAGGAAAGAGGAACAGAGGCCAGUGUUGCCCGUGGCUCCCCUGACUAUCAUUGAAGGCACUCCAAGGUGCCACAGCACACUGGUUGAAAACCUCUGCCUUAAGGUGUAUCCAAAGCUGCUCAGGGGGUUUGUACACUAGUACAAGAACCUGGAAUAUGGGUGAGAAGCCACUGCAGAUCUUUUAACUCUGACUAGUUGGGCACUGUUGGUAGCAGGUACUUUCAGCUUCGCAUCUGUUGCUGUGCCUUUGUUGGCAUGUGGCCCUUGGAAGGUUGCCAGCUGGGGAAUGCGGCCCUCUGGCUGAAGAUGUUUACACAUCCCUGCCUUUACAUGCCAAGUCUGAGUGAUAUCCAGAGUUAGUCAUACUCAGACCUGUUGAAAUUUAUGGCCACAGCAACAUUAGGAAUUGGUGUAAAAGGCGCCUUAAAAAAAAGGUAAAGGGACCUCUGACUGUUAGGUCCAGUUGUGGAUGACUCUGGGGUUGCGGCGCUCAUCUCGCUUUACUGGCCAAGGGAGUCGGCGUACAGCUUCCAGGUCAUGUGGCCAGCAUGACUAAGCCACUUCUGGCGAACCAGAGCAGCACACGGAAACGCCGAACAAGAUUGCAAUAAGAUGGGCAGGUGCGUGAACAGAUACGAGUGAUAGCCACUGUUGUGGCUGCCUCUUCUAUUCCCUGGUUCGAGGCUGUGAUUUUCCUGGGCAAAACAAUUCUGCCUUGGUCAGACCCCACGUGGAGUCUUGGGUACCACAGUUUAAGAUACUGAAAGCUGGAACACAUGCAGAGGAGGGUGACAAAGACGAUCAGGGGUUUGGAAACCAAGCCUUAUGAGGAAUGGUUGAGGGAACUGGGUAUGUUUAGCCUGGAGAAGGCAAUGGGGUGAUAUAAUAGCCAUCUUAAAAUAUCUCAAGGGCUGUCACGUAGAAAAUGGAGCAAGUUUGUUUUCUGCUGCUCCAUCGGGUAGGACCCAAACUAAUAGAUUCAAAUGACAAAGAUUCCAAUUAAACAUUAGGAAGAAUUUUCUGAUGGCCAGAGCUGUUUCACAGUGCAAAGGAUACCCUUGGAAGGUAGUGGACUCUCCUUUGUUGCAGGUUUUUAAACAGGCUGGAUGGCCAUCUGUCAGGGAUUCUUUAGCUGCGACUCCUGCUUUGCAGGGGGUUGGACUAGAAUGACCCUUGCAAUCCCUUCCAGUACUACAGUUCUGCGAAAAGUGCAUGCGCAAAAGUCCAAUCGGGAGUAUCAAUGGUUGCAGCAAACUGUGUGGUCUUUGCCGAUUGAGAGUUCACUUGCGUAUGUGGGAUACCUGCCCUGUGGGUAAGGUACACAGUGUCUGCCUGUCAUGGCAGGGAGGAAGAGUCUUGGAGCAAGUCACAACACACUCAUAUGGCAAAGGUGCUUUUUUGGGGGUGUGAUCAUGGAGACUGUGGUACAAAGUGGGAGUGCUGCCAGACUUUGCAGUGUGGCUGCCCCCUUCCCUUACUAAACAGUGGGGCUGGGUGCUCUGUUCUGGCAUCCCCAGCUUUAAGACUGGAGUUGCUGAUGAGUGUCUUACGCCUGGAGUCACCCAGCAAGCGUUGUAGGGAGAGAAGCAUUUGCAACGUGCUCAAUUCCUGGUCUGGAGCCAGGUGGCUUGGUGCUAAGUGUUCUCUUUCCUCUGGUGUCCAUCACCAGAGUUCCUCCUUGUGUUCUCUGUGUGUGGCAUGAGGGAGAGAGCAAGAGCAUACAGGACAUCACUCUGUGUGGGCUUUUUAUAUAUUGGUGCUAUGAAUGCUGUAUUGCAAUUGGGUCUUGAAUUGCACCAUAGCCUAUUGUGCAUUCGGAGGUGUGCGCAGGGUCAUCCCUGGGUCAGGGUCCUUACAUCAUUGUGGGGGUGGCUAUUCUUAUCCCCUCUCCUGAAGCCAGGGGGAAAUACAUGUCUUACGUUCAGGGGUGUAUCUAGGGGUUGGUUAGGUUGGACCUGCCAAUGGCUCAGGCGCAGGGGUUUGUGAAAAAAUUACGCCUCACCACUCUGGCUCAAGAGUGCCUAGGAGCCUGCCCGUGUGCUCCCUGGGCUGCUCCUCGGCUGUUCUGGGUGGCUGGGAAGGCACACAGCCUCCUCUGGGUGCCUUGUUAGAGGAAUCUGGUCACAAGUGAUGGAGGUGGGGGGCCCAGGACUGAUACAGCUCCUUGCCAAGGGUGCAAGGCAGACUCGGUAAGCCUCUACUUGUGCCAUGUCCUGGUUUCUUGUAAAGAUACCCUAUGAUGAUGGUGAUGAGGGUUUGGUAUAGCAGCCUUCAUCAACCUGGUGCUCUCUAGAAGUUUUGGACUACAUGCUAGCUGGGUCUGAUGAGAGUUCUAGUCCAAAACAUCUGGUGUAGCGUCAGCUACAGCAUAAAUUUGAUGUCCCAUCGUAUCCAUGACUCCACACUAUUUUAGGCACCCCACGGGUGGAUCUUUGGUAGAAUGUCUGCACCUGUGGAAUGUCCUGCUGGCAUACCUGGGCAGUCCCACUGGUGCAUCUGUCAUGGUGGCAGCAGGCCUGGUAUUCCAUCAGUGUAGCAUCCACCAGAUCUUAUAGCCCUUCAUCCAGCAUCUGCUAGUGUGGUGUAUCAAGUGUUUUUUCCCCCUCCCCUAAUCAAAUAGCCCUGUUCAAAUACUUAUGGUUCUUUUGAAAAGCUUUUUUUAAAGAAUACAAUGAUUUUAUAUGGUGGAUAAAUUAAUGCAGCAUACUUUCUGAGUUUGAUUGUUUGUCUUAAACAUAAGCCCAGUGAAUAAGCCAAAAUGCAACAGUUUCUGAUUCUGGCAAGUUUUUUAUUCAAAUUUUUUCCAGGAAACCCCACAAUGCUAGGGAAGGUAGUAUUUCUGAUGCACAGCUUCUCCUUCCUGAUAUAGGAUUACUCUGUAAAUCAGUUAAAACACUAUUGCAGCAUAAGCACCAUUGAUUUCUGUAGCACUUCCUCACAGACAAGGAUGCAUGGCAGCCUUCACCAGAUGUUUGAUGCCGUCCAGAUAUUUUGGACUCCCAGCAGCCCCAGCAGCAAGCAUGGGCAGUGGCUAAGGAUGAUGGGAAUUGCAGUCCAGCAACACCUGGAGGGCACCACUUUGACUACCGUAAACUACCAGUGAGAGUGAACUUAGAAAAUCCAGCUCCUAUCUGUGCCCCCGGAUGCAAAUCAGAACAAAAUUUGGGAGGGGAAGCAUGGCAAGACUUUGCAGCAAUUUGAAAUGGCUCUGAAGGGCCUGAAUUCUACACCAUAAGUGAAAGAAAAGGAGACAGGAAAAUAAAUGAGGGGGAGUGGGAAGCAGGACGUCUACAGCCAGGCAGUCCUCCCUCCCUUUAAUCCUUUGGAGUUUGCCGAACUUGUGGUCCGAAGGGAGUGAAGGAACCCACAGGAUGGUUCCAGCUUCGCACUGAGCUGAACCUGUUGUUUGCAAGCACCAGCCUCUGUUUGUUUGUUUGUUUAAACCAUUUUUACUCUGCUCUUUAGCCAAAAAGGCUCCCAGAGUGGCUCACAUACAAUCAAUUAAAAACAAGACAGUUCUUGCCCGCCGGCUUACAAUCUACAAGGCACAACACCCGAAGGGAAAGGGACACAGAGGGAAGAGAGGAAAAAAUAAGCAAACUUGGGCACCAAUUCUUAAACAGCAGUUCUUAUCAUGAUGAACUGACUUAGUUCCGCGAUUGGAAGAAAGUGAUGCUGAACUUAGUGUGGACACCCGAUUCAAAAGUACCCCUAAGCUGUGUCCCCUACUCCUUCAGAGGGAGUUUAACCCCAUCAAGAGUAGGCAGGCUCCCAUCCUUCUGGAACAACAGUCUGAGUUAAGGUUGUCUUCUCUUCUAGUUUUUAUCAGUCAAGUGGGGCAAGGGUCCAGAGUGCAAGUGGUUGCCCUGACUGAUUACAAGCACCAUGUCCACAUCCUUGAGCCCUACUAACUGAAACUCAUCCAGCAUAACAGGACUGGACAGUGCUCUAGACUCCUCAAGAUUCAUUUGCUGUAACAGUGGAGUCAUGAUCCUUGGAGGAUGCAAACAAAUUUAUCUUCAAAAUGCUUUGCAAACAAAGUCACAGUGAGCUACCAUUGGUUCUGCCACCUUCUUUGAGCCAGAAUGUCAAAGGCCCCACACUACCUGCAAAAGCUCUGCUGGACAGCACAAUGAGAAUUCAAAGGAGACAGCAACGUAUGCCUUCUUUUCUGGCUUGAUGAGCUUUCACCAGUGUUGGCUUACCUUUGACUGGAGUUUUCCUCCAUUUGCAUUCAAGUCAUCUCCCAGCUUUGUUUCCUCGCCCUAAGCUCUGGAAUAUACUAGGGAACCAAACAGGCUCCAUGAAGUGGGAGAGGGUCAUUGGCCCAAGCCACUUGGAUCUUCCAGAGAUUGGCCAGGGCUUCGAGAGCAGCACCAAUCACAUCUGCCAGAAAUCCCCUAGAGCCAUCUGGAAAUCCAUUGGAUCCAUCAACCCCAAAGGAUGGAUGAUCCUAAUAAAGUCCCUGACCCUAUACUGAAAGCCUAAAUCUCAGCAGGAAUUGAUCAGACCAUGACAAGUGACUGGUGUCAAUAUCCCCUACUUUCAGAUCACCCUCUUCCUGCCCAGUUGAGAAAACAAGGUCCAGAGUGUGGCCUGCCACGUGUGUUGGGCUGGUGACAUGUUGGCACAGCCCCAUGAUUGUCAUGGCAGCCAUGAAGUCCUGAACCACCCCAGAGCCAGUCCCCUUGGCAUGGAUGUUGAUGUACACCCCCAAACCAGCAGUCUGGGAGUCCGCAACACCCCCUCUGAGACCAGUUCUGCCAGUUCAGGCAGAGAGAUUGAUGGGCAGCGAGGCAGGUUGUAAACUAUCCCAAGUUACAGAACAGGACAUGUUCAAUGCCUCCUGGUUCUUACAGAGGCCCUAUUCUUAAGGAAAGAGGGAUGCCCCGUAUACCUGCCCCAAAGUAUUUGGGGUAGAAGAACAUUAAAUCUGACCAGAAUAAAGGCUCUGCAACAUUCAACAACAUGCAGAUCCCUAAGGUAUGCAGCUAAAUGGAAUGGAUCAUCAGAAGAGAUGCCCAAGGAGUGAGGUGAGCAGGUUGUCCCUGAACAAGACCUGUGUUGUCUAAUCCUCUUUUUAAAGCAUCCGAAUCAGUUUCCAUCACUUCCUCUCUUGUGGGAAUGAAUUCCAUAGCUGAACUAUGCGCUGUGUCAUUCUCCAAUGAAGGGCUAUUCUAAGCAAGAAUAAGAACAUCAGAAGAUCCUGCUGGAUUGGGCCAGUCCCCCUUCUAGUCUAGCAUCCUGUUCCCAUAAUGACCAACCAGAUGCCUGCAAGAAGGACCCAGGCACAAGAACCCUCUUGCCUCCUGUUCUUUUCCUGCCACUGGUAUUCAGAAGCAUUAAUGCCUCCCAAACCUUUCAGAAUCUUCAGUUUAGUUCGGCUAUCCUGUAAUAGUCAAUAUCGACCCCCUGGGGUCUAAGGGAUUGUGCAGGGGGUGGAUAAAGACCUAAGGGUCAAGGUAUCGUUUGGAAAUUUUAAAUUAGGAAUUAAGAGCUUCUGAAAUAAGGGAUGUGGGCACUGUCAGAGUGAUAUUGUUAUUAUUUUUGCUUGCUUUACUUCCCUAUUUAUUUAUUUUUUACUUUUUAUGAUUCCUAGUAUGAUAGUGAUCUAUGAUUUGUAAAUAUUGAUGUAAACAUUGAUAUUUCUUGUUUUAUUUUGUUUACAUCCCUAAGAAUCUGGGCUGGAGUUGAUGGUAACUUUGUAAGCUCAUCAAGGAGUCAAUGAACUCAGGGGUCUGGGAAAACCCAAUUUAGUUGAAAGACCUAUCUGCUUGCCUAGGUAUCUGUGGGAUGUUAGCUGCAAUUUUGGAACCGGCAGGAGGCUGUAUGUGUAUUUUUAUCAUUGAAAUUUUAGCUCUGUGGUCUUUCUCUCUUGCCUGCUCUUAAUUCUCCAGAAUUGAUGAUGUUGUUACUCCCCCCUGAGAUUAUGUGAUGAACAGAGUGCUAAAAAUAUACUUAAUAAAUAGAUUCCCCUGGGAUCUUUGGGUGGCGGAGGAAGCUACAUGUUGGAAGAUACAGGGCAGAUAAAAGAAAGAGCUUCUUCAUGUAGCACAUAGUGAAACUAUGGAACUCGCUUCCACAGGAGCCAGCGAUGGCCACCAACUUGGAUGUCUUUAAAAGAGGAUUAGAGCAAUUCAUGGAAGAGAGGGUCAUCGAUGUCUACUAGCCAAGAUGGCUAUGCUCUGCCUCCACGGUCAGAGGCAAGAAUGCUUCUGAAUGCCAGUAGCUGGAAACCACAGGAGGAGAGAAUAUUCUUGUCCUUGAAUCCUGCUUGCAGGUUUCCCUUUGGAGCAUCUGGUUGGCCAUUGUGAGAACAGGCUGUUGGCCUGAUCCAGCAGGCUUUACUUAUGUGGAGUCAUAGAGGCUAAACUGUUUCAAAACAGAUUUGGAUUUCUAGCGUAGAUGUGCCUUUGCUCAAGCAGUCAAGAUAGCCUUCCUCUUGUGGAACAGGGAUGGUGAAACUGUGGCCCACCAGCUGUUUCUGGACUAUUGCUCCCAGCAUCCCUGACCACUAAUUGUGCUGGUCAGGGUUAAUGGGAGGAGGAGUCCCACAGUGCGUGGAGAGCCAAACAUUUCCCAUCCUUGUACUUGAGCAGUCUUCCCUAGCCUGAUGCCUUCCAGCUGUAUUACAGGUCUGGACAUGCUUGUUGUGCGGAUUAUGGGACCAUAAGUUGAGCCUAGUGGAUCAGGCCAAUGUCCCAUCUAGUUCCUCUUCUCACAGUGACCACCCAGGUGCCCCAAAGUGAACCCAGAAACCAACUGUGGUUUCCAGCAACUGGUAUUUAUAAAUUUUCACCAUGUCAAAUUUUAAAGAAUAAAACAAGGAUGAAGUGAUUGACAGCAAUGUUUUUCUUCCUCACGUCUUCUCUAUACGCAGCUGGGGGUGUGGAGUUUUAUAAGUUGUGUGUCUUUGUUUCUUUUUUAAAAAUAAUUUUUAUUAAAGAUUUUCUUAGUUUACGAAAGUACAUGCAUUGUCUCUUUUUUCAGGUUGUGUUUCUUUGUUUCUCAAUUUGUUUCUUUUACAUGGUUUUGUAUGUAUUGUGGUAUUUUAUGAAUUAUGCCUUGCAGUUAUUCUAUUGAUCAAUUAUUUUUCAUAAUUGUUAAGAGUGAAUUUCUGUUUAAUGAUCAUUUGCUGAUGUUUCCAGAGUUAAUUUUACUCUGUGCUGUUACAUGCUAAUAGAUUAUUGAAUAUUACUUUAUUUGAUAUAAGUCGUUCCAUUUUAAAGUUAUGCUUUAUUAUGACUUUUUGUAUUUAAUCAGAUUAUUAUAAGCUGUGUGUUCUUUGUUGUAUAUUUUUGUUGCUGUCAACCAGCUUGUGUAUAGCAAUAUGGAAAGGCAGUAUAGUCAUGCCUCGGGUUGAAGUAGCUUCAGGAUGAGUAUUUUGGGGUUGCGCUCCGUGGCGACCCGGAAGUAACGGAGCGCCUUACUUCUGGGUUUCGCCGCUCGCACAUGCGCAGACGCUCAAAAUGAGGUCAUGCGCAGAAGCGGCGAAUCGCGACCAGCGCACAUGCAGGCGCGGGUUGCGUUCACUUCAGGAUGCAAACGGGGCUCCAGAAUGGAUCCUGUUCGCAUCCAGAGGUGCCACUGUAUGCAAAUUAAAAGUGAAAAAAUGAAAUCAAAUGUAAAAACUGAACAGGAAAAUGGGUACCAUCUCCAGGAAUUGCUCAGCUGCUAGCCCCAAUAAUAUGAAUGGGAACCUUGCAAAAUCCUGUUUUUGGCUAGCUCCUCUUUAUUUCACUGUAGCUUGUGCACAAGGAGUGUGGCAUCCCAAAAAUGCUCUUUACAUUGACAUGUUUCUUGUUGCUUUGUUCUAUUCUCCCGUAAGGUCUUCUAGCACGCUAGAAAGCUUCUAUUGUGCCGAGAGUUGUUGUCUCCACAUGUGUGUGUGCUGUUAUUUCUUAAAGGAAAGUUUUGUGUAGUAGUUUUUUUUACCUGCCUCUCCUUGUCUUUCAGAUUGACCCAAAGGUUGCAUUUCCCCGCAGAGCACAGCCCAAGGUAGGUACUUGUUUACAACUUUUGAGAGUGACCUCUCCCCAACCAAUCAUACAGAUGCUUUGGGGUCAUCAAACUUUGGAACCGCUUCCUUGGCCACCAGGCAGAUGCUGGGUGCUGGAGCUCUUCCUCUUGGGUCGAUGUACAGAUGAGCCCUGGGCUUUUCCAGCUCCUUGCAGCUGAAACCUCAAUGUUUUUAGAGCAUGCUGGUUAUUGGGUUUAUGCCUGUUGUUUCAACCACCAGUGGUCUUCCCUGAUGAUGGAACAGAGAUGGAAACUGCACAAGAAGCACCUUUCAAAGCGGGACUCCUCACCUGGGGCUACCUUGCAGUGUUCCCUUCUGUCAAAUGUGCCUUUCUUUUGAGUGUCCACACUUCAUUUUUCUAAACCUCCCCGUGGCUCCAGUUUGUGUUGGUCUUGCUUCUUUUUGGGAUUAAGAUGUCCACUUGCAUGCACUCGAAGCUUGGCUGCCCUCUUCUUAAGUAAGACCUUUGUCCUUGGCUCCUGAUGGAAGGAAACAGUUUUAUAAGUGACCCGAAGAGAAGCUUAGAGGCAACUGCUUGAACUGUGACCCGCUGCAAGCUUGAAUGGUCUAUAUUUUACUUUUUACUAGAAACCAAAGGUUUAACCCUGGGGUCGGCAACCUAAGGCCCAUGAGCCACAAGCGGCCCACGGGGGUCGUUUAACCAGCCCCCGAGCCGCCCCUGAACCAAGCCGCCUGCUUGGCAAGUCCCCGCGUGCUGCGCUAAACCAGCGCAGUCCAGGGACUCGCUUCCGCAGCGCUGAAAAUCGCGUCUGUGCAUGCGCAGACGCCGGAAAUCAUGGGUGCACGUGCAUGAGCAUGCACGAUCCGGCCCACAGAGGGAUCUCCACUGGAGUGAACCAGCCCAGGCGAGGUAAACCUUGCUGACCCCUGGUUUAACCAUUUGGAUGCAAAACGGUGGCUUCAGCAGGGGUGUGGGGUGUAAGACCUGUGAUUCAUAUACUGGGCUGACCUGAAUGAGUUCAGGAACCUGUGGCCCUCCAGAGAGCGAGCCUCAUUUAGCAAUACAUUGGCUUGCAUGGUGGUUUGCGAAAGUUCAAAGGGACAGGUCCUUGCUCCAGGGGACUAAUCAUCUAAAAUUUGACAUUGGGGGAGGGGAGGGAGAACUGAGGCAGGAGUGAAACGAGGAAAGAAUAUGCAGUUAGCUUGAGUUUUAUUUUGUUGGGUUCUCGCUACUCUUUCCCUUGCUACAGACGCUUUACCUGCUGACAUCCCCUCUUCUACGCGAAUCUCAAAAGACCCAAUUUUCAUGCUGCUCUUAACUGCUUUUAAUCAAAAUGUUCAAAUAUUGCAUUUAAAGCUUGUGAGCUGCCCAGAGAACAUACGCCGUUGGGUGGCCACAGAAGUGUAGGAAGUAAAAUAAAGGCACCUUUUCUGCCCUUUGUCCUUGGGCUUGAUGCGCAAAUGAGGAGGGUUGGGUGGAUGGGUGAACCCAAGGAGAGGGAACGUGAUGUGUGCCAGCCAGCGAAGCAGGGAUCAGGGCAGUGAGUGCUCAGGUAUCCCAAGUAACCAGCACCGCAAGCACAUGGUUGGAAUUGGGUUAAUUCCAUUAAGCAGUUUUGGUGACAGAAGGCGCUUUGCUGUUUGGGCGGGCUGUUCUCUAAGGCUUGGAAUUGCUGCGGAUUAGCUCUGUGCACUCCUUGGGGUAAUUAGGAGCAUGUGUUUCUUGCAGAGCGGGGAUACAGCCAUCCCGGGGGGGUGGGGUGGGGAGGGCAGCAGUGUGAAGAGAGAGCCUAUUUGAAAAGAGCAUCCCGGGCCCUUUCUGAGAACAGGGAGUUCUGCAGGGCUGAAGGGACCAGGAAGACGUACAGAGAAGUCUCUUUCCACAAAUGCACUUGCCCUUUCUGAGCGUCUCAGAGUGAAUGUUUUGCCAGCCAUGCUUGGGGUGUGUGUCUGCCUGUCUCUCUUGCGGUGACUUACCAGCACUCCUGCAUCAGAUGCAGGGCCUUGUUGUGAGUCUCAGGUGGAAGGGAGAAAACACACACACACAGCGCUACAGUCCAACAGUUCUCCUAUGCAAGUCCUGCUGAAGUGAAUGGAAUGAGCUGUUCAAAAGCACCCUGUUUAAAAGCUGUUGAAAACAGGAUUUAAUGGGUAGGCAAAGAAAGCAAAGCGGCGGGGGAAUAAGUAGUUUGCAAGCAGACAUUUCAUGCAGGGGGUGUCACAGUGAAAAUUCUGGAUGAAGCGAAGCUGAAUUCUGCAAAUUGUAUAAGUUAUGCAGAUUAAGUUUCUAGGUUGCAUAGCUCCCUGCAAUGCAGAAAUCUCAACUAAAGCUAAGUUAUUCUGCAUAAUUUAAUUAUUGGGAGGGGCAAAGAGCUAAGCAGAGGUCACCAAAGCACCACCUGUAACUGCUGUAAAGGUUGUUCAUCACAUCUAGCACUUAUAAUUGCACAAGGCAGCAAACCACCGGAACCUUAAGGACUGGAACUUGGCUUCUUGAUUUUUUUUAAGGGAAAAAGAAUAUUUGUUGGUGUUCUUUCUCAGGAAGCAGGAUUCUUAAUAUGCAUGGGAUAGUGGCUCAUGGAAAUGUCUUCCUUUAAACUUGCACAUAAAUCACGGGAUGGUGAUAGACAGCAUAUUUUCUUUAGCUGGCAAAGUGAAAUGAAGUUUUUGUAGUUUUGAAGGAGUGGCCCUUUUUGCUGUCCUACUGCCUUCUUGUCCUUCUGUCUUCUAGAUGGUGACACGGACCAAGAAGAUAUUUGUGGGUGGCCUCUCCGUGAACACCACCGUGGAGGAUGUGAAACAGUAUUUUGAACAAUUUGGGAAGGUAAGUGCUUUGGGUCCAGUUAAGCAGCCAACUGCAUCCCUCCUCCGGGUAUAUCUAAACUGCAGCCAUAACCUGGUUAGCAAUCUGGGAAAUGUAGUUCAGUCAGUGGAGGCAGGGAGGUGUUAGAAAGCAGAAUUUUCAGUACUCUCACCAAACUUGCAAUUCCCAGGAUACUUUGCAGGGAAGCUGUGAUUGUAUAAAACCAAUAUUACACCUUUUGGGGUUUGCUGAAGGAAAGGAUUAGGAAAUGCAAUGUUUUCCUUGCUAAGACAUCCACAGAUAGCUUGGUGUUCUGUCAGCUGACCUGGGAAAAAGCUGCCUGGCCUGUUCUUCUGCCUUUAAGACCAGUCUAAAGUGCAGAAAUCAGCAGGUGAUCAGUGGUACCACUUCCUGCUAAUCACCAGAGCUGCUAAAGGCAGAGCUACAAGGACUGCUUGUAAAGUUGGCGAUUCCAGCUUCACGGGAGGUUUAUUUUAAAGGUGUUUUGCCUUUGGGUGCCUCACAAAUUCACAGAACGUGAAGUAACCCAACAAGUCAAUGCUCCCUCUCCAACCCAGAUUCUCCUGAGAUGAGGCUGAGGACUAGUGGCAUGGCCAGUUCAUAGUUCUAGGUGAUUUGUAUUUUCAUUAGAGCCCUAAACCAUGUGAUCUUCAACUAAGUUUGAAGUUCUGACCCUAAGAGUUAUUCACUCCUAAGCCUUAUAGUUGACUGAACCCCUUCCACACUCUUCAAAUAGUUUCUCUCUCUCUCUCUCUCUCUCUCUCUCUCUCUCUCUCCCCUUCCCCAAACAAUUAAGACAUUUUGGUGCCUGAGAUGGAAAGUGGCCCUUCCUGUUACUUGAUGAUGGUAAUAAAUUUAGCUUGUUGGUUACUGGACACAUAAGGAUUCUCCAGACAACUCAGAAAAUGUUAAAAGCAUAAAGCAUGACGUGAAAUCAGAAAAAAGAACAAUGCGUUCACAAAAAGCCGUACAGUAAUCCAGCUGAACAGCACCAGAAUCAUUCUAUCAAUAGGGAGCAAAGUCAUGAUAAUCCUCCCAGUGCCUCAAGUUGUAAGUUUUUAACCUGGCGCUGAAAGGCUGUUAAUUAAGAGACCCCAGUGCAGGGCUCAAUCAUCCAAGAAGCUCUUCCGUGAACUUGCACAGAUCCCCCGGUGAAUUAAGUUCCAGGGAUCAGACCUGUUAGCCUCCCACACUGCCACCACAGUCUGAUACCUGUGGUGGUCAUCUUCCCUUUCUGGGCGUCUCCUGCCCUCUUAUCUUUCAGAGACCUGUGAUGCCACCUUAUCCAGAUUUCAGUUUCAUCUAAGUUGCUCCCCAACUCUUGGUACCUUUUUUUUUUUUUUAAAGUUCUUAGUCUUCAGCAACUAGCCCAAUUGCCUGCUUUCGGUUGUUGGGAGCUGAAUCUGAGCCAGAACACUGAUGCUGUGUGAACUUUUUUUGUUAGUGUAUAGCCAUCCUAUUUUACUUUUUUAUUUUAUUUUAUAAACAUAUAAAUAACUUCCAGAGCGUGGCUCAGCCUUAUCCCCCAACCUGGUACCCUCCAGAUACUUUGGAUUUGACAACUCCCAUCAACCGUCAGCGUUAUGUGCCAUGCUGGCUGAUGAUCUGAAGGGGAAGGUUGGGGAAGACUGGCAUAAAAACAAUAUAGUCAUCAAAAUACAGUUGUACCUUGCGAGUAGAACGUUUUGGUUCCUGAAUGCCGCAAACCGGGAAGCGAGUGUUCCAGUUUGCAAACGUUCUUUGGAACCUGAACAUCCGGCGUGGGUUCCGCGGGUUCUGAUUGGCUGCAGGAAGCUCCUGCAGCCAAUCGGAAGCCGCGCCUUGGUUUCUGAACAUUUUGGAAGUCGAACAGACUUCCGGAACGGAUUCCGUUCGACUUCUAAGGUACGACUGUAAUAUGAAGUGGUGGAAAGAAUAAAACAGCAGGUCAAAAAUACAGUGCCGAAACAAAAAAUGGUUGGAAAAGUAGAAAGGUCUUUGUCUGGUAUGCUGUGAGUGAGCUUCCCUCGAGAGAUAGUUGCCCAGGCAGGGUGUCAUAGGAACAAAGGAGGAACGUAGGAAGCUAUCUUAUACUGAGUCAGGUCAUUGGUCCAGCUAGCUCAGUAUUGUCUGCACUGACUGGCAGCAGCUUUCCAGGGUUUUAGGCAGGGGGUCUCUCUCGACUGUACCUGGAGAUGCUGGGGAUUGAACCCGGGACCUUCUGUGUGCAAGGCAGAUGCUCUGUCACAGAGCUCUGGCCCACCAUUAGUCACGCACCUCUAUUCAGAAAGUGGGUUGGCUCCAGUAAUGGGCCUCCGAAAACGACCUGAGUCCACCAGCAGGUUGUCCUUGUGGCACAAGUCCCAAGUGGCGUGUAGUGCUUUAAAGGCGAUCUGCCAACACUCUGAAUUCUGCUCGAAACCAGAUGGUGAGCUCUGUCAACACUGGCAUGGUGAUGUGGUCCUAACAGCUGGUCCCAGUUAGCCGCCCAAAGCAGAUGUGUUUUCAGGUACUCUCUUCUGUACAGUCUUCAAGGGCAGCCCCACAAACAUUUUGCAUAUCUGUUUUCCUGUUAUGGUCUAUUAAUAGCUUGUUCCAGUGUGAAGGAUUAUGGGGGGCACUUUAAAAGGGCUCAGAUGGGCUAAUUCUAACAAGUAACCAUGUGCCUUUCUAUAGCCACCAGGGUCUUUUGGGGGUGGGGGGAUAGACCCAAGCUUGUGAAUGCUUGCUAACUGCUGCCUGGUGAUUCUUAGCUGAAUGCAGGAGAGCUAAGUGGGAACCUUCUAAGGGUUUAAAGGAAAAAAAUCAUAUAAUUGUGCAGUUGGAAGGGACCCAAUGCAGGAAUCACACAACCAAUGGCAAUUUUGUGAGGUUUGUGAAAUCCCCACCAUUGUCUGUCCAACCCCACUCACAGGCUAUGGGGUAGUGUGCCUCCUUGGAAGUGAAUACCGUUCAAUCUGUGGAACUUCCUUCUGAGCAAGUUUUUUAAAAGUUCAUCAGGAUUUAAUGUGAAAUGCAUAUUUUUUUAAAAGAAAGAUUCCAGCAGAGAUUAGGCACCACUGUCUGUUCUCUUUCUCAGGACCCCCAUUUUUAUUUUUAUCUUACUUUUACUGGUUUGUUUACGUACCAUGGUGUGAUGCAUUUGGAUAACUAUUCAGUCUCAUUGACCCAAAUGGCAUAGGGUAGCCUUAGAAAAAGUCAGAACCAUUGGGGUGGAGGUAUUAUGAGUACUCUUUCUAAGCGUAGGAGGCCAUGGGAGGAAGGUUUGGUUAAUGGAGUUACUACCUACUUUUGAUGAAAAGAAAACUGGUAAACUGGAGGAGGAUGGGAAUCACAAGUGAGGAGAGUUGCUGCUGCAUUCAUGACCUGCUUGUGGGCUCCCCUUUGGGGCAUCUCGUUGGCCACUGCGAGAACAGGAUACUGAACUAGCUGGGGCAUUGUCCUGAUCCAGCUUCAGGGCUCUUUCUAACGUUCUUAACUGGGGGUGAUGCCUUAACUUUCAUGGAGGGAGAGACACAUGGUGGGAGAGACCUCCUUGUUCCCUACAGGCCCUCUUGGGUGCUGAGAUCAGCAGAGGGGGUCCUCUUGGUAGUUCCUCUGCCCUCAGAUGCUCGGGGUGAUGGUGGUGGCUUGGGCCAGGGCCUUCUUGUGGUGGCCCCUAAGCUGUGGAACUCCCUCCCCACAAAGGUGCGUCUAGCACCUUCUGGGGAAUCCUGAAGACUGACCUCUUCAUCCUGGCUUUUGACACUUUGGGGUGCAUGUUUUUAAGACCCACCUUACGUUUAUGAUCGUAACCUGUUCAAAAUUGUUUUUGAAUAUUGUGUUUCAAUGCUGUAACCUGCCCUGGGGCCGCAGGGUGUGAAGGGCGGGAAUUAAUAAUACUGAAAUUGGCAUGAUCCAGGAGGAGCGGAACCACACCUUUGCCCGGGAUCUUGCUGUUUGCCCAACUGCUGCCAGAUUUCAAGUAUCUGUAAUCACAGAAAAGUAGAGUUGGAAGGGGUAUCCAAAGGUGCAGGAAUUACAGCGUAGUUGUCUGUGCAGGAGACGAAUCUUCCCGAAUGUGGGUUUGAGAGAGAGCUCACAGCCCUUUUGCUUUCCUUCCUUUGCCCCUGCUACACAUCCUGCUGAACUCCUUACAAAAUUACUUCCUGGGGCAGGCGGCUCCGGCGUUUGGAUGGCAUUUGAUACUUGGCAGCUGCUGUCGGCCUUCCCUCCUGGCCAGGAGAGCCAGCCAGCUGCUGUUGCACAUGACUCUGCGCCCUGUGUGGAUCCUAAGCUCUCUUCUAUGACGUUGCUUCCACAGAGCCCUCCCUUAUGUGGCCAUGGAUGCUCUUUGAUCAGUAGUUGGCAGUGAAGGGGGCACCUUCGUGUCCCAGCAUAGAUCAAAGGUACAGAUAUACAAAUGUGUAGUUUCCCCCCUCCCCCUCACUCCCCCCCUCUGUCUUCUGGCUCAAAGAAUCACAAAACCAGCUUCACCCUUUUCGUCUCUGUUGCUCGCCUAGUGUUGCCCAAAGACUUUUGUAGAUAGUUUUAUCAUUAUCUGUAUAGUUAGACUUAGAUGUAGGAAAAACAAUAAUAAUAAUACAUUUCAGCUGUUUAUAGUGAUUUUUUUUCUUUUUUACCCUUUUCUUUCCCACUGUUGUUGUGUUUUAAUUUUUUGUACGUAGCUUUGAAGGUCGCAGAGUGUAGAUGACCGCGGUAGCACAUGUGUGUUAGCGACGCUCCAUUUUCAUAUCCACUUCCAAAUCAUAUGCUUAGCCAAUGAAUGUAGAACUUGAAAACAGGUUCUUUUUUUGGGGGGGGAGCGAAGAGAAGUGGCUGUGUGUAUAUCUCUCCCCUGCAGCAAACUGAUUUCAGAAUUUGCCUCUGCCAGCAGCAGCUUGGUAGUGAAAGGAUUCUACAGGACUUUUCUGCAUGGAGCUCUUUCUUGGCCUAAGUAAUGUAUGAAUACAUGGAACAGGUGGGUCAGGGUUUAGCAGAGAGCUGGAAUCAGAAGCCCAUCCCUUGCCCAAACUUCUGGUUCAUGCUGAUUUGGUAUCAGGAUAGGCCCUGCUAAAGUGGUCCUCGUCCAGCCUCUGAGACCCAAGUAUGUAUUUAUUUAUUUCAUGAAAUUCAUACACCUCUAGACUGUUUAAAAAACCUCAAAGUGGUUUGCAAAGAGAGUAAAACAAUAAAGCUAUCAGUAAAAACAACUCUUUAAAACAUUCAAAAGAUAAAAUCGGCAAUUAAGAAAAAACAAGAUUUAAACAUACACCAGCAUUCUACAUGACUGGGUUGGCUUAUCAAUAAAUAAAAAUGUUUCUAGCAGUACUGUACAGUGAAGGUGCCUGCCUGAUGUCAAUAGGCAGGGAGUUCCACAGUGUUGGUGCUGCCACACUACAAUAUUUAUUUCUUAAAAUGCGGAAUGGGUAUUACGUGGCACAUGUAGCAGUGCCAGUUCCGCAAAUCGAAGCAGUUGUGUGAGCAUAUUUGGGGUAAUGAGAUCUCACAGGUAAACUGGUCCCAAGUUGUUAAGGGCUUUAUAUACUAACACCUUGAACUUGGCCUGGUAGCAAAUUGGCAAUCUACCACAGCCAAUCAAGUGCAAUGGAAACCCCACAUGAAACCUUGAAGUUAUAUCACUCCACAAUGAUUAUUUUAAUUUAUUACCCAUUCUUCGCUCUUAAGGUCCCAGGACACGUGCCAACAAUUUAAAAGUCAGCUUAAAAAAACAGUUUUUAAAACUUGUACCUAUAAAAAGAAAUGCAGUCAUGAAAAUAAGGUGGAUCCUGAAAAUAUACAUCUCAAGUCCAAAGACCAGGAUAGAGGACCCCUCCAGACCAGUGUUUAUUUUUUAGUGGGUGUAAUUCUGCAACAUUCCAUUGACACAAUAACAGUGCAUUAGAGGUGGAUUUAUGCAGGACUGAUCACACAUCAUUCUGCUUUAUUAGCUGACCUGUGAUGCUUCCCCAGCGUUAUUGCUGUCUGGCUGUGUGUGUGCUCUAUAGUGGAACUGAACAACAACAAAAAAGCAACAACCCUAGAAUAUUCGUAAUAUUAAAAAGUUGCCUGAUUUCAGCAGGAAGUUGCAGGACAUCCACUGAUUGUAAAGUAAGCAGUACGACCUCCCUGGAGAUCUGCAGGUGCAAAGAGUAUUGAAAGUGGAUUGAUGGCUGUUGGCUAAAUAGUAAAGAUUAGAGCAUUGAAACCAGAAUUACUUAGAACCACCCUGAUACCAUUGUGAGCUCAGAUCGUAAUGGAUGCACAAGAAAAAAGGAUGCCUGGAAGGACCCCUAGGCCAAGAAGCUAAGGGCUGGCUCAGUCGCAGUUUCUCCCCUUAAAACUGGAGGAACAAAUUGGAUAAAUUGAGGCUCUGCCCAGUCCUUUAUUUGGGGAUGAGACACUCCAAAUCCUCCAUCUCCUGUAUAAGAGGAGAAAUUUGAAGCAGUUUGCAUUUGAAGCCAAAUCUUUCAAAUUUGCAGUAUGCAAAGCACAGCUUCCCUUGGAAACCAACACUUAGCUGAAUUUUGUGAAGCAGUUUUGCAACCGAAGAGCUUUUAUAAAGAAUGCAUAUUUAGGGGAAAGUGUGCAUAAAGAUGAAGGAGUUAGUGAAAAUAACAUACAGAAAUGCGUUGCAUUAGGGAAAUCUUGCAAAAAUGUGUACAAUAGUCAAAACUGCAUUACAAAGGUGUGUGUUAGAAGAAAUGCACACUAAAAUACUGAUGAAUUUAAAAGAAAGGAUGAAAGGAGCAAAUUGCUGGAAAAUAUGGAGAGCUGAAAUUACGAUGAAGAAGAAUAAGAGACUGAGGGAACCGAGAUUGACAGAUCCUUCCAUCUCUAUUUCAGUCUAUAAGAAGUGUCAGUUCCUGGCAGUUCUUGCAGGAGAGCAAUCCGUUGCUUAGCCUGUAAAUCCUGCUCCAACUCUGCUUCCUUCUGUUGGGGGGGGCGGGCAGAUGGCUCAGAGGAUGGUCCCAGGGCCUGCCUUCCAAUUCUGUUGCUGAAGAUGAGCAGGCCGGCCCUCUAAGCUGCUUGGCUAGGAGCUAUAAGCAAGCUGCUCUGAGCUCCUUGAGGGAAAAUCAGGGUAGAGCAAUCAAACUAAAUAUAUAUAGUGGACUGUCCAGGGCUCCGGUGAGACUGAUCAAAGCAGCAAACCCUGGGAGCCAGUUUCUGACAACGUCCUGUCAUCUGCCUACAAAAUCCACAUGUGACUGGGGCUAAGAAGCGGGCAUGCUGGAGAAAUGUGCCAACUAAUGAACGGCUUCAGAUUACUCGAGUAAGUGAGCCAAGUCACUGCAAGGGAAUUUAAACACACACACACACACACCUCGUUCUGCCCUGACCCCUCCAGUUCCUAAGCACAUGUAAAAUCCAGCAUGUGCAUCAGGGGGAAAAAUUAGAGAAGUCUGUGGGUGGAUGUGGGGGAGAAGAACACAAAUUCUAUGCUAGUCAGCAGAAACUUAACUGGAGGAAGAAGGACCACCAGCUUUCCUUCCAGGGAGCAUCAAAUUGCAGCAGCUUAUGUGAGAUGUCAGGAGUCUGGUAUGGGGCUUAAGUACUUUGGAAGGUAUGUAGGCAUGCAGGACUUGAAAGGAAGUAGUCAAGUGCACCACCAGCUCCUGUGAUUGGCCAGCAGUAUGACCCACCUGGAUUGGCUGGUCCAAGUAUAAAGACUGUGAGAAUCUUGGCUUUCCCCCCUCUUCACCUGGUCAACAGCAUGGAUCCAGCUGCCAACUGAAAUCUGAUUUGUUGGGCUGGAUUUUGGUGUGUCUUUCUCUCUCCCACCCUUAAUAUGAGAGAGCACGGUUGACAUGGUGAAUUGGAUGCCGCCUUGCAGGCUGCUCAGCCAUCCUAAAGCAGAUGUUUCUCUUUUUGGCAUUUUUAAGGGCACUCUCCCUGACAACCAGCUCACAAGGGAAAAGUCAUUGGCCUUUGUUUUAAGGUCAGGUUUACAGAAGGGUCUUUAUUUGCCUGCUUUCCCUUCUCCCUGGGAGAAAACGCCGCUCAGUUAUCUCGUAGAAGUAUUGACAGAUUUUGCUGAAACUCUGGAAAGGAGAGAAAAUUCACAGAGGGUGAUGCACCUUCCUUCUCGCCUCCAGUUUUGCUGGAUUUUUAAUAAUCCCACUCAGCCACACACUCUGGAAACUGGAAAAGGUCCGAUUGGUUCUUGGCCAGCAGCGGUUUGCAAUUUUACAUCUAUAUCAUAAAUGCCUGCUUCUAGAUGAGACCAUUUCUAAUGGCAGGGGAGCAUUCACUUCUAUAACUGAAUAUUCCCCCCAAACAGAAAUACUUUUUGCGCAUAGAGAACUUUCAAGGGUUAGAACCCUUCUCCUUCUAGUUUUCUAUAAUAUAUUCCUAAGCUCAUCGUCUCCAGAUAUUUUAGGCUAAAGCUCUCAUGCUCCCUAACCACUGGCAGUGUGGGCUGGGGGCUGAUGGGAGUUGUAGUCCAAAAUAUCCAGAGAGCAUCAGGAUAGGGAAGGCUGUGUGUGUAUAUAUACAUAUAAAUUUAUAUAUUGCUUGAUUGUAAAACAAAAGAAAACCUCAAAGCUGUUUACAAAAAGAAGGAAACAAUGAAAUUAUUUUAACUCAGUUAAAAACAACUAUUUAAAACAUUUAAAAAAUUAAAAUCAACAAUAAGCUAAAAAGCUGAUUAAAGUACAUGUCAACAUUAUUAUGCAUGUGCAAACAGGCUUCCCUAAACAAAAAUAUUCUUAGCAAACACUCAGAAGAAUACAGCAAAGGUACUUGCCUGAUGUUAAUAGGCAGGGAGUUAGUAAGUGUAGGUGUUGCCAUAGUAAAAUACUAAGUUUUUACAAAUGCAGAACAGGUAUUACGUAGCACCUAUAACUGCCAGAUCUUCAGAUCAGAGCAGUUGAGUAAGGUGUUGAGUAUAUGGAGUAAGGUGAGCUCACAGGUAAACUGGUUCUAUAUAGUGAGGAAACUUGUCCUCCAGAUGUUUUUUGGACCACAACUCCUGUCAUCCCUGAAUACUGGGCCAUUGAGGCUGGGGUUGAUGGGAACUGUAGUCCAAAAAACAUCUGGAGGGCCACACGUUCCCUAUCCCUGAUCUGCACAAACAGGCAAGGAAGUAAAUGUCUUUCUUAGCUACGCCAAUUCAGCUAUGCUAAAUCUAUACAUGAAAUAGAUUCCAUGUACCCUUGGAGGUAUAUAUAUUUCACACAUACAAUCUAUACUAAGUCUGCAGUGGCACAGCUGAGGCAGAGUUUUCCUUCCUUGCCUGUUGUUUGUGAACACCUGUCCUUCAGGGAUUAAGUGGUGGAGUCGCUCCCUCUGGGUGGUGUGUUGAGCCUGCAGCUAUAACUAGGUGAGAGACUUGGUUGCAAGGAAAUUAUUGUUCACGCCUGCUGCUACUUACCUUGCCCCGUGAGAUACCUCCUCACAUUGGAGAAGUGGCACACAACUAGAUCCCUGCAUGCUUCUGGGUCUGUUUGGCUCUCCUGCGAUGCCUCCACCCUCUAGGCUUGAACAUGUAAACCUGCUGUCCUUCCAUUGGACUACAGCUCCCAUCAGCCUCAGCAUCGUAUGGCCAUUUUGGCUGGGGCUGAUAGAAGCUGCAGUUCAAAACAGCUGGAGGGGGCACCAGCUUGGGGAUGACAGGUACAUAAGAACAUACGGAUAACCUGCUAGGUCAGGCCAAUGGCCCGUCUGGUCCAACCUCACAGUGGCAAACCAGACGCUCCAUUGGGAAACCUGCAAACAGGAAUUGAGCAACAAGAGCACUCUUCCUCUCCUUCGGUUUCUAGAAAUUGGUAUUCAUAAGCAUUUCAGCCUCCAGCUGUGGAGGCGUCAUGACUAGUACAGUGGUACCUCAGGUUAAGUACUUAAUUCAUUCCGGAGGUCCAUUCUUAACCUGAAACUGUUCUUAACCUGAAGCACCACUUUAGCUAAUGGGGCCUCCUGCUGCUGCCACGCUGCCGGAGCACGAUUUCUGUUCUCAUCCUGAAGCAAAGUUCUUAACCCGAGGUAAUAUUUCUGGGUUAGCGGAGUAUGUAACCUGAAGCGUAUGUAACCCGAGGUACCACUGUAGCCAUCAGUAGCCCUCUCCACCAUGAAUUUGUCUAAUCCUUUUUUAAAGCCAUCUAGGUUGGUGUCCAUAACGGCCUCCUGUGGGACUGUCCUGUUCUUCCUUCUACCCUGAAUCCUAAACAUUCAACUCCAUUGGAUGUAAAUAAAAAGCAAAACACAGUAGCGGUGAUAGGAGGUUUCCUCCUCCCCACAAGAUAAGUGAUUCUGGCCUAGUUUUCUCUGUGAUAAAUAAAUCUUGCAGCUGUGGCUUUGCACCAUGGCACGCUCCUCCGUUUGGAAAGCCCCUCCGUGCAGAAAGCUAUCCUAGUCCUUUCCCUGACAUGCUACCUCAAUGAGUGCAGUCUGGGUUUUCUGCAAAGGAUCAUUCCAUCGUUUAUGUCCCCUCUUGUUUUGAAGUGGCCCAGCUCGGAUGCAGGUUUCAUCCGCCUCAGUGGACACUAGGCCUCUGCACUAGAUUAGAGAUCCCUCCCUCUCUCACACACACACGUUCUAAAAAUAAAAUGCAGUGCACUUCCUCUCCCCCCCACCUGACUCAGAGUUCCACCUCCAGAUAGGAUGUGAAGGUGGAACGGAAGUGAGGCUGAGGGGGCGUUCUGCUAUUUAUACCCUCUGUCUCUAUAAGCGAAGGCCUCUCUUUCUGAAUACGCUCUCUGCCUGUACUCCUCAGCGGCGCUUUCUUCCAGAAAAGCUUUUGGCUGGCUUGUGACGCCUACGGCAAGGAGUGGCGGGGUGGAUUUUAUUUGGGAGAGACGAGACACAGUUAGUAAACACCCUCCUGCCGCCGGCUCGUGGAUGUUAAAUCAUCUAAUAACUACACGGUGCUCUGUGGCUCAGCCUUCCCCCAAGCUGGUCCCUUCCAGCUGCUCUUGGACUACAACUCCAAUCAGUCCCAGUUGCUGGGAGCCGUAGUCCAAAACGGGGGACUUUGAAUGUCCAGAAGAAGAGAGCCUAGAUCACCAUGACGGUCACUUCUCUAUAACUAGACUACAGUGGUUCCUCAGGUUAAGUGUUUAAUUCGUUCCGGAGGUCCAUACUGAACCUGAAACUGUUCUUAACCUGAAGCACCACUUUAGUUAAUGGGGCCUCCUGCUGCUGCUGUGCCGCCGGAGCACGAUUUCUGUUCUCAUCCUGAAGCAAAGUUCUUAACCUGAAGUACUAUUUCUGGGUUAGCGGAGUCUGUAACCUGAAGCGUAUGUAACCUGAAGUGUAUGUAACCCGAGGUACCACUGUACUGCAAAACUGGUUCUUUGUUUGAAACUCUGGGAAGCUGCUGCUGCUGCCAGUCAGUGUGGACAGUAUGGAGCUGGGUGGACUGAUGGUCCACUUCAGUAUAAGGCAACUUGGGGAGGGAUGGAGCUCAGGGGUAGAGCAUCUGCUGUGAAUGCAGAAGGUUCAAUCCAAAGCAGGGCUGGGAUACACUCCAGCCUAAAGAUGGAUGCCAGCCAGUGUAGAAAGUAUUGUGCUAGAUGGGUCAACAGUUCCUAAGCUUCCUGUGUUCCUAAGCUGUGGCGCUGACCCGUAGUCUGGUGGAACGGACUUGUGACUGAGCUGAGAGCUUUGCACAGUGUGUGCGAGGGCGGACAGGGCCUCCCUCGUAGGAGGCUUUUGUGUGCCUGGAGGAGGAGGAGGAGGAGGGAACGAGUGGCCCUGGCUCUCCCUCAGGAGGCCCACAAGGACCAUCUCCUCCAUGAGGAGGGUCUGUCCCCAGCAGGGAUGCCUUUUGUGUGGCUGUUGAGAAGCGCUUUUUUUUCCCUGGGAGAGAGAAAGAGAGAGCAUUAGAGCUGGCGCUAAUCUGAUCCAGCAGCUCGGAUUGGAGGGGCCAGGGUUGCCACAGCAACCAGGCCCCAAGAGAAGCCAUCCCCAGCCAGCCUCUUUUGUUCCGGGGCGUUGGCAAAGCCAGCCACUGCGGCGGCGGCGGCCUCCCUCCGGAGAAGAAAAGGGCUCUGGAGAAUGGGGCCCAGGGGAGCAGCGGGGGGUCUCUCCCCCCCCCCAGCAGAGGGAUCUGCCCAAAGAGGCACCCAACGGGCAGCCGCUACAAUAGCCGCCCGCCGGGGGCUGCCACUCACACUUAGCGCUUGCCCGCCUGAACUUGGCGGCUCCGCCAUAAUCCCGCCUCUCCCCUGCCCUGGGUUUCCAUGGACACCGGAGCCUAUUGAGGACACACAUUUUCCGCCUGUGAAAUUGAAUGCCCACCCGGUGUCAGGGAAGGCCUCCCUCGUCAAUGGGGACGUGCUUGGAGAGCUCGAGGGGGGGGGAGAGGGGGAGACCGGCUGGCUGGCCGUUCCCAGGGAUGCUCCUGUCCACCAUCUUCUUCCCUCCUGGCUUUUCAUCCCAGGCUUCUUUGAUGCAGUGGAGGAGAGGGCCAUUCAUGCCUACCAGCUGUGAUGGUUGUGCUCCACAGUCUGAGAGAGCAAUGCUUCUGAAUACCAGUUGCUGGAAGCCAUAGGAAGGGAGAGUGCUCUUGUGCUCGGGUCCUGCUUGUGUGUUUCCCCCGUAAUGGGCAUCUGGUUGGCCCCAGUGAGAACAGGAUGCUGGACUUGAUGGGCCAUUGGUUAUGCAACCUUGAAGCCUGCCUCCAUUUCUCCGGGGCUUAGUGUGCUCGCUGACCACUUUGUGGAAGAUUUGGGGUUUUCUUAAAACUUGUCUUCCUGUGAAUAAAACACCAGAGAAGUGUAUUUCUGUGGCGGUUCAGUUCUUCGGCCUCUGCACUGGAACACAGGGCCCUUUUCUCAUCAUUAUCAAGAACUCCUAACAAAUUUUAUGUCCUUAAUUCAGGGUCCUUUGGUUCUGCAGAGUCUUUCUCCUUUGAGGGUUGGAAUUGUUCCUUCUCUGCUGUUUUAUGUGGUCUUCCCAGCCUACAGAUUAUGUUUUUUUAAUACAGGAAGACAGUGGUUUUUUAGUUAGGUCCUAAGGAGGGUGACUUUUUCAAAGACAGAGUUUCCUUUCUACAGUGUUCUUGCCUCUCGUCUUGGGCUUGUUCUUUGAGGGUAUCAUUUUGCUACCUGAGCAAAGAAUUUUAGUGAGUCCCCAGGAAAUCAAAGAGGUAGACAAAUAGGUGAUAGUGAUGAUGAUGAUGAUGAUGAUGAUGAUGAUGAUGAUAAUAAUAAUACCACCAUAUGUGAAGGAGUACCACUUCCUCCAGAACAGGACUGAGACCACAAAGGUGUUAGGCGACUAAAUGUGCACAGUGUUGUGUAGUGGUUAGAGUGUUUGGCUAGACCAGGGUUCAUAUUCUCCCACUCAGCUAUGAAGUUCACUGGGUGACCCUGGGCCAUCCGCACGCUUUCUGCCUGACCUACCUCACAGGGUUGUUGUGAGGACAAAAUAUUGGGGACAUGGAGGGAGAGCCUGGUAUGCCACCUUGAACUCUUCUGGAGAGGGGCCCCCCCCCCAGCCUUGGCAGAAUCCCCCGGUGGCACUGGAACCAGGAGGGUUUUGCCCCUGUCCUCGGCACACGUUAAUGCCUGCUACCUCGGGGUUAAUCAGGCCGGAACAGCAAGUGCCCUGUGCUCUAUCCCUCUGCCAGACGCUUCUACUCGAGACGCCCGCUGGUAAAGUGGAUAAUCUCCUUUUCUCUCUUGCCCUGCUUUCUUUGCCCAGCGCACGUCAAUCUUGAAACCCUUGCAACGUUGACUGCCAGGCUUGCCAAUUGACAGCGGCCCUGACCCUGAACACAGAAAGCCCAUUGUGAGCACCUUCUCCCUCUUUCCACCCCCCACCUCCUUCAUCCCGGCCUGCUGACGUUAUGGAAGGGCAGUUUCUGUGUCCUCCUGUGACACAAGGUAGACAAGGAAGCGGGGCACAGUUAGCAAUCCUAGCGAGGCCCUCCUCAACUUCCUUAGCCUCCUCCCACGGGGAUGGUGGUCUCAGGCCAACUGAACGGGCCAGCAACCUAGUUUUCAGGAACGGGCCCAAGGGUGCCAACUGUAUAACUGCCACGCUCUGGUUCCUUGGUUCCUGAUUCCAGGCUUUCGCCUCCAUGACAGACCUGCUCUUUUGCAGAAUCAUACCACUUUUCAGAAGACCGUUUGGCCACUGAACACUCAGAUAUGGUGAUUAUUGCUGAGGGAUAAUUCAUUAAUAGUUACUUGCUUGGAUAGCAAACUUGAGUGGGUCAAUGCAUUUCAGUUUGGAAACAGAACUGGGCUAUCUAUUUCCAGAUAACUUCAACUGGACCUCCAGGUAGGGCUGGGAAAUGUCCCUGACUUGAAACCCUGGAGAGCCACUGCUGGUCGGUGUAGAUCAGGGGUAGCCAGCUGUGGUGGUCUCCAGAUGUGGUUGUACUGUAACUCCCAUUAGUCCCAGCCAGCCUGGCCAGAACAUCUGGAGGUCACCACAUAGGCUACUCCUGGUGUAGACAACACUGGGCUAGAUAGACCAAUGGUCUGACUCGGUAUAAGAUAACUUCCAGCAGUAGAGCACCAGCUUUUCAUGCAGAACGUCCUGGUUUCGAUUCCCAGCAUCUCCAGGUAAGGGCUAGGAGAGACCUGAAAACCUGCCAUGCCACUGCUGGCCAGUGUAGAGAAUAUUGAGCUAGAAUGAAUGGAUGACCUGACUCAUUAAAGGGCAGAUUCCUAUGUUUCUGCUUAAAAUAAGGUCAAUGGUUUCUACAUAAAUGUAGAGGGCUGCUUUGGCUUGCAGAAAGGAUAUCGGCUUUAAUAUUUUUUUUUUAAAAAGAGAGAUUUAAAAAACAAAUGACAACCACCCAGUAUGGCCCAGCAAGAACCUGUGAGCUUUCAGGAAAUAAAUGGAAUGUAAGGGUUACUUGCAAGUGUCAGCUUGGGUGGGAGGGAAUAAGCGGAAGUGGGGGGGGGGGGGGUUGGAAGAAGGAAUUAGCCUUCUCAAGAUCCUAACAGAUUAUAGUAAGCAUCCUGGAUUGGGGAGGGGUGGGAGGGAUUAGGGUGGUGAGAGAUGUGUGCUGUGAGGUUAAUAAUACAUUUUUUUUAAAAAAACAACAACAAACCCCUGUGCUGUACAGGGCUGUUUCAGGAAGAAAGACAAGGGGAAUAUGUAUAUUUUCCCUUUUCACACUCUGCAGAACCUUCCUGGCUGUGUAGAUACCUGCCUUGAAUGUGUGAUAGAAAUGGUUAGUAAAAAAUGCAGGAAGCAAAUGUCUUAGGGGUUUGGGGUGGCAUUAUUAUUAAUAAUGAAUGUAUGAACAAUCAGGGUACAAAAUAAAAAUAGAAGGAAAAAAAGUUACAAAACAAUUAUUUGUUAUUAUUUAUUGAAUUUACUGUAUGUGCCACCCUUCCUUACACUCCAGAAACAAUUGCAAUUAAAUCCAUCUAAAAGCAGUUACAGUAGAGUAGAUUUUAUUUCUCCAUUCAGUUAUUCAAUUGAUAUUGUGUCCUUCCUCCCAAAGGAGCCCAGGGUGGCAAACACAUGCAUAAUAAUUUGUUUAAGUGUUCUGAAAACAGUUAAAACAUUCCAAAAAGCAGUUACAGUUAAAAACAUCAUUCUAUCCGGUGAUGUUAGGGUAGCCAUGAACAGUAUCCUACAUCCACAAAAUGCCUGGGUAAACAAGGAUGAUUUCAAAUUCCUCUGAAAGAUGAUAAUGAAGGAGAAAGGGUCAGCACACUGGGGAGGGCAUUCCACAAUUGGGGAGCCACCAUAGAAAGGGCCCCGUCAUGGGUCUCCGCCAACCACCAGUAAGGCCUUGCCUGCUGGCAGUAGGAUCUGAGAUGGUUGGUACUGGGGAAUGCACUCUUUAAGGUCUUUAUAUGCUGAUAUUAACAUCUUGAAUUUAGCCCUGUAGCUCAGUGGCCACCUCUACAAAUUCUAAAUAAAACAAUAAAACCAUUUAUACAUGUGUUCAAUUAAUAUUCCAUAAAUGGCUGGAUCACAUCUGGGAGAAAGCCUUAUUCAACAGAAGUAUCUUCCAUAGGCAUCAUUUGGGAAUAAUCCUCACACCUCACACUGAUGUAGAGUCUGAGGGGGACAGUUACUUGUCUAAGUUAGUGGUGUGAUCAUGGUGCCUGGACUACAACUGCCAUCAUCCUUGACCUUUGGUUGUGGCUGAUGGGAGUUGGAGUCCAACAACAUCUGGAGGCCACCUCUGCUUGAGCUCUUAACUGGGGUCAUCCUAAUUCAGAGCUCUGGUUUCUUUGUUACCCGACGAAAAGAUCCUCUGCAGGCUGCUUACUACAGUGUCCUUGUGACAGCAUAGAUAUGCUGGGCUUCCAUCCUCUCCAGCCAAGUGGGGAACAACUUGCCUUCCUGGAUUUUUAAUCCGAAUUGUGUUAGAAUUCUCCUUGCCUCUUUGGAAUGGCAUUACGGAUGAGCAGCUUACUAAGUGAUUACAUUUCCAAGUGGCAUGUUAGCACUUGAUAAACCAUCAUCCGUGUGUAACCGGAGUCUCUGGCCUGGAGGAUUUUUCUGGAUGCAGUCAUAAUGUUAGCAGUGUACAGGCUCAGUGGCAGAGCAUCUGCUUUGCAUGCAGAAGGUCUCAAGUUUAAUCUCUAGGUAGGGCCAGGAGAGACAUCCCCGCCGAAAACCUGUGUUGGAAACUCAAAUAUAUAUGCUAGACGCCAAAUGGCUUCUUAAACCACAGCUACGGUUGCCAAAAUGGAAUGUCCAGUUGCCAUUUUGGGGGCAAGACUGCUCUAAUGUCUUAUUUUUCAGAUGAUGGACUGACUGUCAUUGAUUCUUGGUUAAACAUCUGGCUCGUUCAGAUGACAACCUUGAGCUAGGUUAAGAGCUUUGAAAACUUAAAGAAGAAGUCGCUUGAUCCAGGGACAGUCUACGUAUAUAUUGGCCUAUUCCAACCUCUUUUUCUUAAUGAUGACUGCUCCUGCUCAGGCUGCACAGAAGAAGCAUUUUGGUUCCAGAAACUCGUUCCGAUUGUGCAGAUAAAAUAUAAUUGAUAGAAUUCUACAGGAUGGGGUCUGAGGAUGUGAAAACAGUCCAGAUCCAAUGAUCUCCCAGGCAUGCACCUCCAGAUGGUGGAGAUGUCAGGCAUCAUCCUGGUGCCCAGGCAUCUUCCCUUGGCUGCAAGUGGUCAGUAGCCAGGUGCAAAAGGCGUCUGGCACCUGGCUAAUUUCAAACACUGCCUGAACCCCUGGAGAACUGCUGCCAGUGUAUGUAGACAAUACCAAACUAGACGGACAAAUGGUCUGAUUUCUGCCUAAAGGAGCUUUCUAGGUUACUAUGGUUUUAUUUGUUUCUUUGUUGAAUGAUUGAUGGCCAUUUAGGGCAGUUCCACUUCUUUGGCAUUUGGGUGACCAAUCCAGAAGUGCCCAACAAAGGGGCUGGUCUGCCUAAGGUUCGGGCAGGAUGGGGGCGAAAGGCAGGGGCAGCACAGCCCGUCCCAGGACCUAUCUCAACAAACCUGGGCGCUUGUGGUGGGAAUCCUACAGGCGCCUCUCUCCCUUUAAAGAGACAAUGAAACAGCUUUGGUGCUUGGCUGCCCUUUCGUAGCACCCCAAACCUAGAUACAGUGGUACCUCUGGUUGCGAACGGGAUCUGUUCUGGAGGCCUGUUCGCAACAUGAAAAGAGCACAACCUGAAGUGCCGUAUCUGCGCAGGUGCGCAGUGCGAUUUGGUGCUUGUGCGCAUGCGCAAGCGGUGAAACCUGGAAGUAACCUUUUCUGGUACUUCCGGGUCGCCGCGGGACGUAACCUGAAAGAACGUAAUAUGAAGCAAACAUAACAUGAGGUAUGACUGUACCUGGAUCCAGCUGCCUUGCUUUGCCUGAUGAUAGGCAGAGAAGACCUAAGGCUUCGGGGGAUUAAGUCUAGGAACUGGUUCCCUUCCGACCCCAAACUCAAUUUCACUCCCCACCCCCAAUCUUUGUCUCUUGCAGGUGGACGACGCAAUGCUCAUGUUUGACAAGACCACGAACAGGCACCGAGGUGAGGCCCUGUAUUUUGAGGAGCCAGGCUUCGGGGUGUUUGAUGGGAACCCAGGCACCACUUGCGACUGCCUCCGCCCUCCUGCCCUGCCCCACCCUGCUUGCAGCUCCUUCCCACCCCCUUCCCUCCAGCCUCUUCCUUCCAGAUCCACUUUCCUUCGUCAGCCGUGUCCUUUUACCCGAUGCGUCCCCUCUCAGCACAGAGGGCUUUUUGUCUGCCUGCUUCCUGUGCCGUGUAACUCUUUGCCGGCGGGGGCAGCCUCUUCCCCUUCCCCUCCCUGGUCACCUACGUGGCUCCAUCUGUCUGUGUGUCUUACCUUGUCCUGAGUAAUUUGAGCCCCCGGGGAAGCUGACACGAAAGCCAGGAGGCUGCCUCUCCUCCUUUGCCGCAGCACGGGGGGUUGGGGCUGCGGCGGCGGCUGCUCCCACUCCUAGGUCACCUUUUCCCAGAGCCUCCCUUGGGGAGUUUGGUUACAGAGCAGGGAGCCUUCUGCAGGCUGCUGGCAGCAGACCACUCUCCUGCUUGGUGGUGGGUGGGUGUUGUGCCAUUCAAGGCAAGGCUCGCCCUCUGGGUUGAAGAUGACCGAUGUUACCCAGUGCCCCCAGCCCCUAGAUGCCUGACUCCUUUGGGAAUUAAGAAUAGCUCAUCCCUGCUUUCAUCUUUCACAUUUUGUUCCCAAACUGUUUUGGCCAACCAGCCUCUUGGCUCCAUAAACUCAUCUCCAUUCCCCUUACCUUACCCUGCAAAGAGUGUUGUUCAGAAUAACUGUUUGCACGACUCACUAAGGAAUAUAACAGCACAAUGAAAUUCAAAACGGAAACAGUUGAUUGCACAUUUAUUCAAAAAUCCAAUAAAAACCAUUUAGUUUAAUGAAUUCGGGAAAAUGGGUGGACUUGAGCCAGUGAUACUAAGUUUUCAAAGUCCGGUGGUCAUUUACAUCCCAUGCCACCCUCUUUCCUGCUUGGCACUCCCCUGGGUAAUCCACUGCCCCCUUUGGGAACCACUGGUCUAGGAUGCUGCUUGCUUUCCCUGAUGUGGGACUCCGCUACAAAAUGAUUUAAAAUAAUAAGAAGUAUUUAUUGGUGUUUUCACGCUGCCUCAGCAGAGAGAUAAAGGGUAGCUGCUUGUUGUUUUAAACACACACACACACACACACACACACACACACACACUCUGCCUCAUAUUCACUCUACCUGAAGGGGUUGCCAACUUCCCAGUCACUUCCAGUGCCUGUGACUUUUUAAACACGUUACCUUGCGAUGUGGUGCCUCCCUCUUAGUGCUGUAAAGGCUUUUUUUGCCUGCUGGCUUCAGCAGAUCAAACUGCUUAUGGAGACCCAAGUGCAGACUUAAGCAGGUCCCCCAUUGCCCCGCAGUUCCUCAGUCAAGUGACAACACUAAGCCUACCUGUAGAAAUACUUUGGCUUUCUGCAUGUGGCAAGGUUGAAAGCUAUGUUUUGCACAGGAAGCAAAUAAAUUCCUUUCCCCCCAACCUGCCUGCCUUGCAUUCACACAUGUGGUGAAAUCUGGUGGGGUAGCUUUUGAAAACCUGGUGCCCUCCAGAGGCUUUAGAAUACACCUCCCAUCAGUUCCUGACAGCUGAUGGGAGUUAUAGCCCAAGUCCAAAGCAGUAGUAGUACUCCUGAAUACCAGUCGCUGGAAACAGCAGGUGGUUGAGAGUGCUCUUGAGUCCUGCUAGAGAGCUUCCCCAUUAAGGCAUCUGGGUGGCCACCGUGAGAAUUGGACUGGAUGGGCUACUGGCCUGAUCCAGCAGGUUUCUUUGCAUGUUGUGUUUGUGUCUUGACAUUCUGACAGGACCUGAGCAGGGUAGGAUCCUGGCCUGGCCUUCAUUCUGCCAUAGAAUAUGAUUCUUCAGCAUCUCGACCAGGCCAUAACUGCUUUAUUUCUCUUUCAGGUUUUGGAUUUGUCACAUUCGAAAGUGAAGACAUUGUGGAGAAAGUCUGCGAGAUCCACUUCCAUGAGAUCAACAACAAAAUGGUUAGGAGGAGGAAGGUUGGGUUGUGGAUUCUGCAAUGUGUGUGUAUAUGAAGUGUUAGAUGGGUCUCCCUUCCUAUCGCACAGCACAGCCGCCUGUCUAUGAUCUAUGUGGCCAGUGAUUCCUAGUGUUGUCAACUAUAUGUGCACUGGGAAAACUUGACUAGAUUGGAGUUGCUGAUUUUUUUUAUUAUUUUAUUCUGGCAGGACUUAACAUGUCUUUAAAAGUUGCAUGAUGGGUGGUAAUUCAACAGGUGCAGCCCCCACCACCCAAAUAUGGGGAUGCAAUGAAGGGGAACACUCCACCCAUUGUGUUUCUGUCACUUGCACCACUUUUGAAGAGCCACAGGAGCCUUGUAAGGAGGAAGGAGGAGGAGGAAGUGGCAAUGGGGUUCCACAUUUAAUAGGGGACGGGGUGGAAAUGAGCAGGAAGAAUCCAAGCAGGAAAUGCUGUGUGCAAAGAACUGUUGGAUCCAAACUAGUUUAGGGCAAACUUUUUUUUAAGUUGUCGUGAUGGGAAACCAGCCUUUUGUGGCUUAGAAAGGAGACAUAAAAAGAAAAUAAUGGAGCCGUCUUUGCCCUUUAGAAGUUUUGGACGGCAAUUCAAAUCGGCCACAGCCAGCACAAAGUUGGGGAAUGGUUUUGCGGGCAUGGUUAUGGAAGGGAGGGGGGAUACAGCAAUUUUUACAGGGCUGGGCUUGAAGAAAGCUCUUCUGCUUGUAAAUCUGACUCCGGGGUUGUGAAGUGAGGGGUUGCUCUACAAGCUGACAUAUCCUACAUAGUUAGGGGAGCUGUCAAACAAGCUGUGUCCUUUCUGUGUCCCAUGCCAGGUGGAAUGUAAAAAAGCUCAGCCAAAGGAAGUGAUGUCCCCCACUGGCUCUGCAAGAGGGCGGUCCCGGGUGAUGCCUUACGGAAUGGACGCCUUCAUGCUCGGGAUUGGCAUGUUGGGUAAGGAUGGCAAAGGAGCUCUCUUCAACUGCCUGCGCCCCCUUACUCUUUCUCUCUGUCCUUAUUGCUCUGCAGCAGACAGCCUGUGUUAAGACCUGUGCCGAGUUGUGUAAGGAUCAGCUCUCUGAUGUCAGAGGUCUUGUGAUGGGGGUAAUGCAUUUGGGCGGGCGGGCAUUUGUCGUCCUACACUGCCCUCUUCUGGCAGAAUGGGCGCGCUGCAGAUAAUUCCAGUGCUAGAGCAGAGUUUCCCCAUGAAGGAGGUACACCUUCCCCUACAGAUUAAAAUUUGACACACACAUUGCUCUUGCAUAUGAAGAGCAUUCCUUUUGCAUGGUGCAAAAGUAAGAACUGCACACACUGCUUCCUGUUUAAAGGAGGUGAGGCGCCUCCAGAGCACUUAAAUCAUGCAGAGCUGCAGCACGGAGAUUUGCUCUGCUUGACGGUGUUUCGAACACAGCACAGGAUCCUUUAAUGACUGGACUAAGUAAAUGUGUGCCUAAAGAUUCUUUGUUCUUCUUAUCUUAAUUUUUCCACAAGUGCUGUUUUGCCAUAAUUUUGUUGUGACGACUUGUCAGAGAAGCAGUCUCUUAAGUUCUUCCAGUGUCUCAUUAUUGUGAGCCUGGCUGUUAGUAGAGGACAACCUAUUAAAGGUUUGAACUGUAAGUGAAUAUUGUCUCCCAUAAAAAGAUUGAGGAGAGGCAGAUUCGGACAUUUAGAAGAUCCCUUCUGUUGCCUCUCAUGACUGAGGGACUCCGGAGGGUGAAUCUGAUGUGUGUGUGCCUUGCUGUGAAAUAAUCUAACUUUUCUCAAUGCUUUUGUCUCUGAGAACAGGUUACCCAGGUUUUCAGGCUGCCACCUACGCCAGCCGAAGUUACACAGGCAUUGCGCCUGGCUACACUUACCAGUUCCCUGGUACGUCUCUCUCCCUUUUCUCAGUUGUUGUGCCUUUGUGCUAAGGGUGGGCUCCCCAGUGACCCCAAAAUUCAUCCCUACAAUCCCGGCGGGUGGUGGAGGAUGGAUGACAGACCUCAGUCUCAGAGUCCUAAUGCAGCCCAUGAGGACCUUCAGCCCUUGGGACUCUACCCUAGCCACACACCCUCUCACUAGUCCUUGAACUCUGAUAAUGCUUCAUUCUCAUCUGGAUGGAGAUAGAGGGGAUCCAUGUGAGUGUGUGUAGAAACUAGCCUACGGCACAAAGAUAAAAUUCACACUUGUUGCUCCGCCCACUUUUGCCUCUGGCCCCACCCACCAGCAACAUGUGCCCCCCCCCCCCAGGUUGCCCAGAUGGGAAUGUGGCCCUAUGGCUGAAAAGGGGAUUCGCUGCCUCUUCUCUAAACUUUUGCCAAUUGUCUCCACUCAAGAAGGAAGUGAGAGAAACCUCUGAGGUUUUAAUAGGAGCAGGACGCUGAUGUUGUGGUUCCCUCCUUGGUCCCCUUCUCCCUGGAAACUUGUUAGUCCUAGAAAGGGCAGCUUGCAAGCCUCUCUCUCUCUCUUAAUCUGUUUUUCUAAGCCCCUCCUUCCCUCCCUGCUUCUGAUCCUCAACACCCGCCUCAAACCCCCUCCCAGAGUUGCCACCUUCCUGAAAACCGGAACACAAAGCCCUCAACCCCACCAUCUAAAAGCCGGAUAUUAAUUGAGACUCUCAAUCAAAAAUCUAAUGGGCUCCAAACCUAAAGGAAUGAAAAAUAAUUUGUCACUUCAGUUUGGGGGGGUGGUAUCACAAGAAGCCUGCAAGGCAGGUCACUGCUGCUGUUUGCAAAGGGGGAAAAUCCUUUGUUCAGGCGGUCAUACUGAGCCAGGGCAUCUGGUGCCGGUUUUUAAAGCAGUGGUGGGUCUUUUCUCACCUGCUCCCUACUCUAUCAAGUCCAGGCAGCAACUCUGAGGAUUUGCCUCACCCAGAAUAUUUGUGUUUUCUGCUGUUGCGCCUCUUCUCUCCCCUGCCCCUUCCGCUCUGUUUGCUGGAUCCUCUCUUUCGGAGACGAAACCGACCACAUAUCCUAAGUUGUCUUGCCUUUCGUUUUUAGAAUUCCGGGUAGAGAGGACCCCCCUCCCGAGUGCCCCAGUCCUCCCUGAGCUGACAGGUCAGUCCCACCAAUUUCCUAAACCUUGCAAAAAGCUGGAAGGGUGGGGUGGGGGCACAGAGAUUUGGGCGGCUCCAGCCCAGUUACCGCCUUGCAGCUUGUUUUGGGGGAGCGGGCGGGCGGGAGGUUGGUAAUGACCCUCGUUUCCUUUUCCAUCUGCGUGAAAAUUCAGGCUUUUGCAUUGUUCUGCAACAGCUCCACGUUCAGGGAAAUGCAUUUAUUGUUACAUCCUUAUUUGAAGGGCGCAGCCAUUUAACACCACCGAUAAGGCACCCACCACACAACGCUUUUGCUCUUUCUCUCGGCGCUUUUUCACCAAGCCUCACUCUGCAAAGCAUAAGAGAGACACCGCUGGUCAGAAUGAAUGUUGCUGGUCUGCGUGGACCGAGGAGAAAAGGGGUCGCCUUUUACCAAGUGUGGGGGCCUUCAGCCCUCCCUAUGUUGGCUGAGGACUCUGACUCCCAUCAACCCCAGCAGCCAGCAUGGCCAAUGGGUAGAGCCAAAGGGAGCUGUAGGCCCGGAGUUUCCCCCUCCUCUGUCUUCUACCAAGGCAACUUCACAUGUUCGUGGGCAGUUUGGAAAUCCCUGUUCUGCUCCGAAUUCUGGUGCCUCCUCCUAGAACUGUGAACUACUUAGCUAUGCUUCCUGCAUUGCAGGGGGUUGGACUAGAUGACCCUCAGGUCCCUUCCAGCUGAUUCUGCUGCAUUGUUCCUUACUCUUUGCCCCCCCUGAGAAAAUAGCCAUGCCAAUGCUGGAAUGGCCCAGCACUGUUCCCCCCUAUUUUUCUGGAGAUGGAAUGGGGUGGAUUUUUUUGGGGGUGCUCCUUCCCUGCACCCACUGUUCACAAGGGAGCAGAGGGCACCUUCUCCCCACCCUCCUCCUCCUCUUCCUCCUCUCUGAGUCUAAUGCCUCCCGCCGCUUCCUUCCCAUGGCCCUUCCGCCCUUUGGCUUGGCCUCGCACUUGCAUUUCAGGGCGCACCUCCUGCCCCCCGCUGCCAUUUCCCCAAAGCUUUGUAGAAGCUGCCACGUGUGUCUCCUGCCCAGGCAGCACUCUGCUGUUCCUCUCUCUUCCUGAGCUAAUGGACUGACAGGCCCGUCUCAUCCUCCGUAACAUCCCCUCACUCGUCACACUUCCCUCUCUUUCUUCUGAGGUUUGGAGCUUCAGGGGUGGGGGAGACCUUAGCCUACUUCGUGCCACAGCUUUCCAAGGUAAUUUGUUAUAAGCACCCAAAGACCCUGCAGCAUAGGCAUUUGGUACCAUAGGUAAUAAUAAUACAGUCAUACCACUUGUUACGUUCGCUUCAGGUUACGUCUUUUCAGGUUGUGUCCCGCGGCGACCCAGAAGUACCGGAAAGGGUUACUUCCGGGUUUCACUGCUCGCACAUGCGCAGAUGCUCAAAAUGACGUCAUGCGCAGAAGCGGCGAAUCGCAACCCGUGCACACGCAUACGUGGGUUGCAUUCUGCUCAUGUUGCGAACGUGGCUCUGGAAAGGAUCCCGUUCGCAACCAGAAGGACCACAAUAAUAAUAAUAAUAAUAAUAAUAAUAAUAAAGCCUUUCCCCAGGCUUAAAAUCUUGCUGCUUCUGACCUAUUUUAUUUUCUCAACGUGGGUAUCAAAAAGCUUUAUUUCAUUGUGGAACCCUCCCCGAGAUGGCGUCUGUGUGGUUCUCAGGUGGUCAUCCGUACAGGCCAGCCUGACCUGAGCCAGACUUACUUAGCUUCGUCAAGUUGGUGGCCUCGUGUGCCUUGAGACGGCGGCCACAGUCUGGAGCUGACAGGAUGCUGAAUCCAACCACGCUGGCUAUCCCAGGUAGACCACAGUUCAAGGUCACCCCGCUCCAAAGAAUUAUGGGAGCCGUGGUUCGUUAAGAGUGCUGAGAGUUGUUAGGAGACCACCCCCACUCCCCUCCCAGAGCCGCUACCCCCUAAGUGGUUUAAAAAUCAAUCCUUUUUCCCAGGGAACUCUGGGAACGGCAGCUCUGUGAGGGGGCUAGGGGUCUACUAAGCAGUGCUUUUUUCCUAGAAAAAUAGGAGCCCUGUACUCACCAUGAAGCUGUUACAGUAAGUGCCAUAUUUUUUAAAUUACAACCAAAAGAAGUGCCAGUACUGCAUGCCCUUGAGUACACCCCCCGGGGGGGGGAGCACUGCUCCUAACCACUCUCAGCACCCUUAACGAGCCACAGCUCCCAGAAUUCUUUGGGGGAAGCCAUGCCUGCUUAGAGUUCUUUAAAUAUAUGCUGUGGCCGUGACCUUGAACUGCUGUCUGCCUGGGGCAGGGAGAGCCGGCGUGGUUGGAACUCUGCCUCUUGCCAGCCCCAGCCAAUAUGGCCCAAUGGACUACAACUCCCAUCAUCCCUUGACCAACAUUGCAGCAUGUUGACUAUCCCUGAUGUAAUUAGACAGUGAAGUGGGAGGAAACCUAUGAAAGCUUCCGAAGCCAGCAGAAGGCAGCUUGUCCCUCGCCAUCCCUGAGAUCUAAGAGGCAUUAUUCCCUGCGUGGAAAUUCUACUUCUCAGAGAGCAGGGAAUACCAGUGACUCCAACUCCCAUCAGCAGGCGAGGGUCACCACCUCCCCUAUCCCUGGCUCAUGGGCACUGGGUGCUCUUCAGAUUCACCAGCCACCACGCCUUCACCACCCCUGCGGGGAAGCCCAGGCCUGCUCUGAUGUCUCUCCCUUUCCUUCCAGCCAUCCCUCUCACUGCGUAUGGACCCAUGGCGGCGGCAGCAGCGGCGGCGGCUGUGGUGCGAGGGACAGGUAACUGCCGUGCUCCCUGGGGGGUGGCCACCUUGCUGGCUUUGGGGAAGCUCUCUAUUUGUUCUGGGUGAGGGGUGGGGCGGGGGGACGAGGGGGCCUUCAUUUUGGCAUCUUCACUGGCUAGUCCUGCUUCCUCCUGUAGGGUCCACCCCGAGCCGCACCGGUGGAUUCCUGGGCACCACCAGCCCCGGGCCAAUGGCGGAGCUUUACGGAGCAGCCAAUCAGGAUUCAGGAGUCAGCAGCUACAUCAGCGCAGCGAGUCCCGCCCCGAGCACUGGCUUUGGCCACAGCCUAGGGGUGAGUUAUCAGCAGGAGGGCCCUGUGGGGCGGAGCAAGGAGCUCUCUAAAAAGCAGCCUCCCCCAGGCUGCUGCCCUGUGGAUGUUUUGUACUACAGCUCUCAUCAGCUCCAGCCAACACGGCCAUUUUGGACUGCAGCUCCCGUUGUAGCUGUAGUCCAGAAUAUCUGGAGGGCACCAGUUUGGGGCUGGCUGAAUUAAAGGAUGUGAAGGGCUAAGCAGGACCCAACAGAACCACUGCCAGACAGGAAAGGCGGGCCAGUGACUUAGUAGCAUAACAUUCAUUUAUUUUUGCUUUUUAAAGAAAUGUCGGGACUUCUUUAGCUUUGCCUAAAGUCAUAUAUCCUUCAGUAACAAUCAUAAUUAUUGAAUACUGCUAAAGCACGUAGCAUUUUUUUUAAAAAAGCACUGUGCGUAUAUUAAAUUAUGAAACUGUCCCUGCCUUCCAGGCUCGCAAUUCAAUAGGUACAGCACGUAAGGAAAUAGGAAUGCGGAGGGAAGAGGAAAGCAAGCGUUAGAACAGCUGCUUUUUCACUGGCCGGUGGAUGGGGCCAAGUUGGUCUCCCUAUUGCUAUGAUUAUCUUCCUAGAAGGCAGUAUGUGCAGCCCUGCCGGUGGCCCUUUCUGAUGACAAAGGCUGGAGAGCUCUGCGCUUCAAUUCCGCAGCACCAGAUAACUCAGUUGGGUCAUUUGAUGUAUUUAUUUAGUUCAUAAAAUUUAUAUACUGCAUGAUUGCAAAACAAAAAACCUUGAAAAAACCACACUCAAGGCGGUUUACAAAAAAGAACUCUUUUUUUUGUUCAGUAUUUUACCCCCUUAAGGAGCCAUUUUUUGUCAGUUGUGUUAUGAAUUAUGUGUGUACAAUAAAAAUAAAACAUUUUUUAAUUUAAAAAAACAACAACCCCAGAUUAAAAUUUUCAUCAACAUUCUACGUAUCUGGAUAGGCCUUUCCUUAGCAAAAACGUUUUUAGCAAGCGCCAAAAAGAGUACAAAAUGAGGCACCUGCCUGCUGGAUGUCAAUAGGCAGGGAGUUCCAAAGUCCUGCCACACUGAAAGUUCCAUUCCUUACAAAUGUGGAACGAGAAUUUUGUGGCACUGUAACAGUGCCAGUUCUGCAGAUUGAAGCAGUCAAGACUGCACAUGUGGGGAUAAGGUCAUCUUGCAGUUUAACCUGAUAUAGUACACCCACACCCACCCACAAAAUAUGGUACAUUGUGAGUGUUCAAAGCUCUGCGGAUAAUGUCCAAUCAAUGUCAUGUCAUUGUUUUGAAGGGACCUUUGAUUGCAACAGCGUUUACUAAUGGUUACCACUGAAGCUGAGGACCAAGGAAGGAGGAGGUAAGAUGGCCAAUGGGGACUCGGCUUCCACAGUGUGCUGUUCAUAGGUCUGUCCUUGAAGACAGUUUUAGAACUCUUAGUUGAACUGUAGGGUGAAGUGGCCAUAGUCCAAGAUAUUAGAGGGGGUGCCUCCUCCCAUAGAUACCUAUCUGUACUUUGAAGUCACGUGGUAAGACCUGGGAUGGUACUCUGCAUCUUCUGACUUUAAGAGAGGAUCGGGCAAAUUUAUGCUUUCAGCGGCCAAUAGCCAUGAUGGCUGUGCUCUGCCUCCGUAGUCUGAGGCAGCAAUGCUCCUGAAUCCCAGUUGCUGGAAACCACCGGGUUGUGUGUCUGAGAGAGAUGCUUUAGCGCUUGUGUCCUGUUUGUGGGGCUCUCACAGCCAUCUGGUUGGCCACUGUGAAAACAGGAGGUUGGACUGCGUGAGCCAUUGGCAGGCUCUUCUUAUGUUCAGAGCCUGUUUCCUCUUUUCUACAUGAGGGGAAAGGCAUGCCCAUUGUCUUGACACAGAUGCUUGGCUGUGUGAGAAAAAGCCCUUCCAUUUGUCUCUCGUGGGAUGUUCCCAUUGUGGAGUCUAGUAUUAUGUUGGGCAUUGUAAAGGAUUCUUUAGCUGUGAUUCCUGCAUUGCAGGGGGUUGGACCAGAUUAGCUUUGGGAGUGCCUUUCAGCUCUAUGCAGGUGGCGCUGUGGUCUAAACCACUGAGUCUCUUGGGCUUGCCGACCGGAAGAUUGGCGGUUCAAAUCCCCGCGACGGAGUGAGCUCUCGUUGCUCUGUCCCAGCUCCUGCCAACCUAGCAGUUUGAAAGCACACCAGUGCAAGUAGAUAAAUAGGUACUACUGUGGCGGGAAGGUAAACGGCGUUUCCGUGCACUCUGGCUUACGUCAUAGUGUCCCGUUGCUCCAGAAGGGGUUUAGCCAUGCUGGCCACAUGACCUGGAAAGCUGUCUGUGGACAAACGCCAGCUCCCUUAGCCUGAAAGCGAGAUGAGCACCGCAACACCGUAGUUGCCUUUGACUGGAUUUAACCGUCCAGGGAUCUUUUACCUUCCUUUUUACCAUUGUAAGAUUCUACGAGGAGGUGUGCCUACGCACUAUUGAGACAGCUGUGAAUGCAAAAUGCAAAAUUCUGGGGAGGCUAACCUUGCACAAUCAUUCCAUAAUUUCCAUCUCCCCACACCCUUUAUUCUUGCAGAUUCCCCAGUGAGCAAACCAAGGACAAGCGACCUGGAGGAUCCGGCAACACUUGAGGGAUGAGCCAAGAUUUCAUUUUUAGUAAAUAAAACUGCACACUCGUGGCUGUUUGCUGGGCUUCUCCCGGCCUGCCCUGAUCUCUCCAUUGACCAGAUCUUGAGCACUGGAUUUGAACGCAAGGAGAUCUUGUCUCCUCUUCUUACUAAUAACCGCUGACCGUUUACACUUCUCCCCAAACCCUCCACCCCAACAAUUCUUCUUUUAUUUAUUUUGUUAGCUUGUUAGCUUUUAUUUUUUAAUCUUUUGGGGGGGGGGAGGGGAGGGAGAGGGGGGUGCUGGGGAAGGAGGACCGAGGAGGUGUGAAGUCAGUCCUCUCAUUGUCAUUCUUUUUCGUUGUUGUGGUUCUUUUUGCUCUUUUGCAGAGCCUCUCAGAAGAACCGUUUUUAUGAAUUUGGAUUUUAUUUUAUUUUUUGUGAUUGUGAGUAGGGGGUAGCUUUUAUUGAGGAAUAUUUUUAUUUGGCUUUGAAAUCUUUUUGUUUUGUUUUGUUUUUAGAUAUAUAUUAUAUAAAUAUAUAUUUUGGGGGGUGGGCAGGGCAGGAGGAAGGAACAGGACUCGGUCAUGAGAAAGCAAAAGGUUAUCUUGGAAAGGACGCAUUGCGAUGUCAAGUGAAGGCAGUUCCGAAGGGUAGGCAGAGAGCAGGGAGAUGUCGCUGCAUCGGGCAGAUUCUCUUUCUCUCGGUCUCUCUCUCUUUUUUGUGUGAAAAAAGAAACCUUUUCUUUCUACCAAGGUGAGGCUUUGAGAAACGUGCCGAAUUAGCAGAAGGCAAUUGCUGUGGAACGAAUAAUGAACUGUAUAUUUUGCUAAGUGGACUAAGAGGAAGAAGAAAACACUAUUCCUGAUGACUGAAUUCCCCCCUCCCCUCCUUUCCCCUCCCCUAGAUUUUAGGUUUCUGUGGGUUUUUAUUAUUGUUAUUUUGUUCUCCGCCCCCUUCCCUUUGAUCUUUCCUGUAUCAUAUGUAAAUAUUGCAGGGCGGUCUUCGGCCUUGUUGUGCACCAAGCAAACUCUGGGUUUCUUAAGCUUCCUUUCUUUUUCCUCUUCUCAUUCUGGGCCUCUUGAUGCCGAAAACGUGAGCAAUACUCUCUCCAGUUGGACCGUGACGAACCUCUUUUCCCUCCCCCUUUUUUAUACCUUUUACUGUAUAAGAUUUUAAGACCUCUGGGAGUCUGGUGGGGUGGGGAGCAGGAGGAGGAGGAGGGCGCUUGGGGGGUGUUGGGGGGGACGGGGGGGAGGGCGGGUUUGGAAAGAGUUGGGUGAGAGCUACUUGCAUCAUCUGGUGCAGAGGGGGGGCUGCUGUGUUGCUGAGCGGCUUGCACCAGGCUCAGCAUGCGGGUGUCGUGCCCCCCUCUCAUGACGGUGCCAGCGCCCGCUUUAGAAAAGGGCUUCUUCAGCCACCACUGCUGGUCUCUGUUGACGCUUUGGGUGGAUGUAACUCUCCCAAUAUUUACUGCUUCCUGCCAAGAGGGUGGGCAAUCGCUUGCCGGGAGGCCGGGGGUGUCGAGGGCGUCUGUUCGCGCCCCCCCCAUCUCCCUCACUUUUUACUGUAAAGGUGGGUGGUGAUUCAGGCAAAAAAGGUGUGUGUGUUUGUGUGUUUUGCUAGUGAGAGAGACUUAGGCUGUGAUCCCACACCCUCCUAAACCCAGCCAUCAAACCCAAUGGGCAUUAUUUCUGAGUAAAGGCCACAUCCAUACCAUACAUCGAAAGCACAUUGAAUUCUGGGGACUGCAGUUUGUCAAAGGGCGCAGAGAGUUGUUAAGAGACCCCCUGUUACCUCCCCAGAGCUACAGCUCUCAGAGUGGUUGAACCAUCAAUCCCCUCUUCCCAGUGGAAUUGGGAAGGGGAGGGAAGGUCUCAGCACCAAAACAAACUGUGGUUCCCAGGAUUAUUAUUAUUAUUUUGUAGGGGCGGGGAAUUCAUGGCUGUUUCGAGUGGUUUUAACUGGUAUGGUGUGAAUGUGGCCCAAGAUCUGCACCGGUAGAAAGGUUCUCAGGGAUCCUGUGAGUUGGGGGUGGGGGGGAGAGAAGCCCUGGAUCCCCCCCUUGUUUUACUAUGCCAGGAUACCGUUUGUUUUAAGAAAGGCGCAUUUGAAUCAUAGAAUUGUAGGGCUGGAAGGGCCCCGAAGGGUCAUCUAUAGUCCAACCCCCUGCAAUGCAAGGAUCACAGCUAAUUUUGCUGAGACUGACCCCACUGGGAAACCCGUCUUCCCGUCAGGGGCGAGGUGAGCAAAGUUUGCCUCCUGCGGUAGAAGUGGAAAGUGAAGGGCCACUCUGCACACAUUCAGCGCUCUCUUUGAAGCAGAAAGUUAAAUCCCCAUUCAUUUCCCCUUGCACACGGCCCUCUGCAUCUUCCUUCGACUCAUCUCGCGGGGGCCUUUCUUUGUCUUCCGCACACCUUCUAUCAAGAUUUGCUACUACAGUGGUACCUCUGGUUGCAAGUGGGAUCUGUUCCGGAGCUCCGUUCGCAACCUGAUAGGAAUGCAACCCGCAUCUGCGCACACGUGCGGGUCGCGAUUCGCCGCUUCUGUUCAUGUGCGAGCGGCGAAACCCGGAAGUAACCCUUUCCGGUACUUCCGUGUCGCUGCGGGAUGCAACCUGAAAAGACAUAACCUGAACUGAACGUAACAAGAGGUAUGACUGUACACAGCCAGGGAGAGACUGGGAAGUGUGAUGUGUGUCUCCCCUUGGAACAGGCAUAGCCAGUCAUGCUCUCUGGGUGUGACUGGACUACAUCUCCCAGCUUUGGCCUGGCUGGCAGGUGGGGCUGUUGGGAGUUGGAGCCCAAGAGCAGCUACGCUGGCUAUCCACUCCCUAGGCCACAUUUGCAUGCCUCACCUGCACGCCUCAUUUUCAAGCUACUUGCCUUUUUGCGGGACUCUUCCUUCCCCGCUCUUCUCGCUACCACGAGGACGGGCCGUAGCUCAGAGGCACAGAGUGCCUGCUUUAGGUGCAGAAGGUCCCAGGUUCAUACCUUGGGGUCUAUGUAGACAGGAAUAAGCUAGAUGACCGAUGAACUGACUUGUGCAAGGCAGCUUCUUUGUAUGUGACAUUCUGUGUGGUGAGUUGCUGCCCAAGAGUGGGCUUUUGGAUUGCUUCUGACUACCAUACUUGAAUUCCGCCCCCGCCCCCCAGGCCCGUUUUUGGGGAACCAGUGCUCUCGCAGAGACGAGCCAUGGCUCAGUCCAGAUGUAGAUGUGGCCUUUCCAAUGGAUUUUGGGCAUCACUAAGGUGGGAAGCAGGCAGAUCCGACCCCUGUGAGGCCUCCUCCAGAGAGCGAAAGUGUGUGAUGCGAAAGGAUUCAGACAUGCUGCAGCCAUGUCCCUGCCUCUCUGCUUCAGCCUUUCAAUAAGACAACAUUUUGGUGCCCGAAGGGGAAGAUCCCAGUGGCGCCACUCCCUCUCCCCACACGCCUAUCAAUGGAGCUAUCAGUCCAGUGUGAUGAUCUCCCAUGCAACCUCCACUGAAAUGAACGGCAUAUGUGCAAGAGUAUCAUAGUUCGUGACAUCACAGGCACUAGCCACUGCGUUCUGCCUACUAACUGAAGGGCUCUUUCACAGCUGUUCCUUUCAGGGAGGCUUGUGCCAUGGACCUUCCUUCUGGAUCGAUUGCAUGUAGGUGUGGAUGGGUGUUGUGUCAUCUACUUUUUGGGGGGACGGAAAUGCCUUGGGCCCACCCUUCAAAGAAUUGCCACUUUGGCAAGGAAGGAAGCUGUGGGAUCUGCUGAGCCUCUUUGAGGUGGCAAGAGAAAAUCGAUCUAUAUAUGUUUGGGGGGAAUGUGCAAAAUCCCACUUGUCUCAGGUUCCUCUGUCCUGGCCCCUGUCUCCCGCACAGCCAACCAGCAGAGGGUCUCUCUGCCCAUUGCAUUACUUAGGCAACGUUAAAAGAUGCCUCCACAUCGUGCAGGUGUGGCAAAUGUGCAGUUUGGGUAAGGGCCGUGGUAGAGAGCAUCUGCUUUGCAUGCAGACGGUCUCGGGUCCAAAUCCCCCCCCCAUUACCAAGUAGAACUAAGGCUCCUGUCCCAAACCAUUGAGAGCCUCUGCCUGUCAGUGCAGACAAUACUGAGCUACAUGGACUAAGGGUCUGACUCUGUUUCAAGCAUCACUCCAUCCAUCCCUUGCUUGCAGCUUCCUCUUGGCGUGUGCAUACUUAGUUGCAGGCUCCAUUUCCUCCUUACAUGUGUAAUGCAAUACUUCAUGGGUGAGAGUUUCCAGUUGCAAUAAAUCAAUACCCUUUUGUUGCGGAGGCGGGGAGCUUAAAUUUUCCUCUUCCGGGGCUGGGUCUGAAAUCUGUUUAAACUUGAACCAAAGACCUUGUCUGAGCCUUUUCUUAAGAUGCAGUCUGACACUUAUGCCCAGGGAAAAUAAAACACAGCUUCAUCUUAAGUCAAAUAAUAAUAAUAAUAAUAAUAAUAAUUUUUUUAGCGCCUUUCCUCAAACUUAGCCCCUAUGAGCAAGAGACAAAUCCAGCCUUCCCCAACCUGGUGCCCUCCAGAUGUUUUGGGCUGCGUCAGCCCUCGGCCAAUAUGACCACGGCAUCUACUCGAGCAUGUCCAUGCUGGCUGGAGGCUGAUGGCAAUUUUCGUCCAAAAGAAAUGCAGAGCACACCAGGUUGUGGAAGUCUGGACACACAACAACGCCCAAAACAGAAUCUUUGCUUCCUCAAGACUGGUGACUAGUGACCAUUUCCCAAACAGCGUUGAAAGUAGCAGAAAAGAGCCGGCGUCAUUUCCUGGGGGGUUCCUUUGUCCUGCUAUAACAACUUCGGUCGAGCAGGUUUUUGAAAUGACCAGAAGCCUGCAGAACCUCUUUGACCAGGAUCAGCUUAAACUUCAUGCAGCCUGCAGGGGCUGCUCAGAGUUGGGAGUCCAGCAACAUCUGGAGGGAAACAGAUGUCCCUUAUCCCUGCACUCACUUCAGAGUGCAUGUUUUAAUGCUGCUUUAUUUGCGGGGGGGACUCCAUGGAGGAUAAAGCUGUCGAUGACUAUUAGCUGCUGUGUUCUACCUCCACUGUUGGAAGCAGUGAGCGCAGGUGAGGAGAGUUAUUCCUGCGCUCAGGUUCUGCCUACGUGCUUCCCCAAAGAGGCACCUGGAUGGCCACUGUGAGGGCAGGAGGCUGGACCAGAUGGGCCCCCUUUGGCGUGAUCCAGCAGGGCUCUUCUUAUGUUCUUAUGGAGCUUCCAGGUCCAGAGACAGUCUAUCUAAAUUAUUAGGUUCUUUGGGGCAUUUGGCUCUACUGUGAGAACAAAGAGGCCAGACUAGACGAGCCUUUGGGCCUGAUCCAUCUGCAGGGCUCUUCAUACAUUCUUAUGCAUAUAGAAAACCAGUGCGCCGUGCUUUGUGAUGUACCCCAGCCCCCCUUCACCUGCUGGUUUCAUGUCACUAGGGAAGAUUUCCUUAACUGGAACCUCCAAACCCAAGCGGCAGAAGCAUCCACUUUGCAUCCUUGGCAUGUAAUCCUGCGGGGCAGGGCUAGGAGGGACUCCGCUGCCAGUGUGGACAGUACUGAGCUAGACGAACCAAUGGCCUGACCUGGAAUAAGGCAGCUUCCUAUGCUGCUAUUUAACUCGGAACCAUGAGGACUAGCACCUUGUCAAAAGAAGGGCCCUAGGUCACUGGCAGAGCACUUUGCAUGCAGAAGGUUCCAGGUUCUGUCCCCAAUGGCAUCUCUGGGCAAGACUGGGAGAGACCCCUGCCUCAGACACUGGAGAGCCACUGCCAGUCAGUGUAGGCAAUACUGAAGAGAUGAUUCUGUAUAAGGCAGCCCCCCUGCAUCCUGAAGUGGAACAGUCCAGGUGUGAAGCCUUUUGACUGCUCAUCAGCGUCAGCCACCCCUUUCUGUUCUCUCUCUUUCUCUCUGCCUCAUGCCCCCUCCCUCUCUUUGGGGUGAUGUCCUUGCUGCCUUGUCCUCAAACCCCAAGUCCCCACCUGAAGCAGGUCAUAAAUAUUGGGAGAGUUCUCUUUUUUUAUUCUUUUUCUUCUUUUUUUGCGGGGCGGGGGGUGGAGAGGGAAGGAGCGGGGGUGGGGUGGGAUAACUUAGCGAAUUAGUACUGGAAACACAAAGCAAUAAUUUUUGUUACUGAGACGAGUCUGUAUGUCCUUUUUUUAAAAAAAGAAGAAGCGAAAGUGCAGCCGCAAUUUAUUGGGUUUAUUUUUAUUCUCGAGUCUUCAGCCUUGGGGGGCUGCAGAGGGGGUGGGGGGGACACACACAGCCGUGCCUCCCCCCUCGGUACACGCGCUGAGCUGCUUCUCCGACCACGUCCCUUACCUGUGGCGCCACCAAGAUCCGGAGUUUGCGACUCUCUUGGCAAUAGCCCAGGUGUCGGGGGGUGGGAGGGCCUGUGAUUUGGGGGGGGGGGAGCUACUGCUGCUGUGUCUGUUCUUUUUUUUUUUUUUAAGAGAAAAAAAAUAAAGCUGUGGUUUUUAUUAAGCCAGUUUUAUUAUACGUCAAUGUUCUCUCUCCAUACCUGUAACCCCUUUUUCCAGAUUUUCAGUUUUAAAUUCCUAAUAAAUUAUUUGAAAACGGC